UUUGAGAGCCGUGUGAUGGGUGACUAUCUAGCACGGUUCAGAGAGCACGUGUAUGUAGUCUGCGCUGGUGAAUGGAAGCCCCCGCCGCAAAAAAGAAGCGGCUUUUCCCACGGCUCUGUCACCAUUGACUCUAUUUAUUAUUAUGGUAAAUCAUUGUAUCAAGAUGUCAAUCUUAGAUCUUAUUUCAGUUCGAUACGUCCACCUACGAGACUCACCUUUGGCUUUCGUCUCGGUAGGUGUAUUAUUCUACAUUUUCCCAAAAGGACAUUCAUUCAUUUCUUUCUUCCCCGUCGACCACUACGACUAAAACGACGCGACAAAUCAAGACCCGGAAAGGAUAAGGGCCGGUGGUGGGCAUUUGGGAAAGUCGGGCCGAUCGGGUGUCUUCAUUCAAGCGAGGGUACAGAGGAAGAACGAAACGAAGUGAGAGGCCGGGGGGCAGGGAAAAGAGUCGAGUCGAUCGACCGGGAGAAGCAAAACGAAAUCAGGAUUUGGCCGAAAAAGAUGCAACGUUAUGGAUACCAUGACCGAUCACCAUCGAGAAAGAAGAAUUUUUCUAAAUCACUUCGGGUGAGCGGGGCCUUCAAGCAUCCGAAAUACGCCGGGGUUGUAAAUGACAUAGCCUUCCUGAUAGAAAAUGACGACUCCUUCAUAAAAACAAAGUUAUUCAAGUUCUUUUUUUUACCAAAGAAGUCCCGCUCUGACGGCCCGACGAGUCAUCUACUAAAAAGGACCCUCCCCGCUGUGCGCCCCUCCUUGAAUUAUUCGGUCAUGCAAUACUUUUUUAAUACAAAGAACAAAAUGCAUUUCGACCCCGUCGUAGUUCUCAAUCAUUUCGUGGCACCGGGUGUGGCUGAACCAUCUACGAUGGGGGGAGCGAAGGGAGGAAGCUUAGAUAAGAGAAUACGCUCUCGCAUCGCUUUUUUUGUAGAAAGCUCGACCAGCGAUAAAAAGUGUUUGGCCCGAGCCAAAAAGAGGUUGAUCCACUUCAUUCGCCAAGCGAAUGAUCUUCGCUUCGCGGGAACAACAAAAACCACCAUCUCGCUCUUUCCUUUCUUCGGUGCUACCUUUUUUUUUUCAAGGGAUGGGGUUGGGGUGUAUAAUAACCCAUUUUAUGAGUAUGCCCGGGAACAACUCCUAGGUCAAUUAAGGAUCAAAUGUAGGAACCUCAUGGGUAAGGAUAAGGUAAUGGAAUUGAUAGAGAAAUUCAUAGACCUAGGUAGGAUAGGCAAAUUGAUAAAGGGAAUAGAGAUGAUGAUAGAGAUCAUACUGAGAAAGAGGAGAAUUCCGUACGGGUACAACUCUUAUUUGAACGAAGUGCAAAAAAUGCGAUCUUUUUUGUCUAAUAGAACAAACACUAAUACCUUAAUUGAGUCGGUAAAGAUCAAAUCAGUUUAUCAAAGUGCUUCUCUGAUUGCUCAAGACAUCUCUUUUCAACUGAGGAACAAUCCAAUCUCAUUUCGUUCCAUUUUUAGUAAAAUAGUUAAGGAUAUUCCAUUAAUAAUGCCAAAAGGGGUGGAGGGGAUACGUAUUUGUUGUUCUGGUCGAUUAGGGGGUGCGGAAAUAGCUAGAACUGAAUGCGGAAAGUAUGGAAAAACAUCUUGUAAUGUAUUUAACCAGAAAAUCGAUUAUGCUCCUGCGGAAGUAUCUACUCGUGACGGAAUUUCAGGUGUCAAAGUGCGGAUCUCAUAUAGUCAAAAUAAGAAGGGACGUGCUAUAUCCGAAACGUACGAAAUAUAGUAAAUAUAGUAAAUGCAGAUGUAGUAGGGGUCGCGAACCGGAUGGUACACAACUUGGUUUUGGAAGAUAUGGCACCAAAAGUAGUAGAGCUGGUCGUCUUUCAUAUCGAGCCAUUGAAGCAGCGCGUCGGGCUACAAUCGGACAAUUCCGUCGUGCUAUGAGCGGACAAUUCCGAAGAAAUUGUAAGAUAUGGGUAAGAGUUCUCGCAGAUCUUCCUAUUACGGGGAAACCCGCAGAAGUUCGAAUGGGAAGAGGAAAAGGAAAUCCUACGGGUUGGAUUGCUCGUGUGUCCACGGGACAAAUCCCAUUUGAAAUGGAUGGUGUGAGUUUGUCAAAUGCUCGACAAGCCGCUAGAUUAGCGGCGCAUAAACCAUGUUCGUCAACCAAGUUUGUUCAGUGGUCGUAACGUAAUUGGUUAGUGGGGAAAAACCGGGCCGGGACUCAAAAUAAUUUUACGAAGUGUUUGUUCCGGAAGUGGAAAGACAAAGAGGGAUAGGGAGCUCGCCUCCUUCUUUUUUGUAAUCGCCGAAAUGGAAAUUGUACGACGACCCUUCUUGUUCCAGGCAUACGACCCUGAGACGUGACGGUGUCACUUUUCCGGCCCGGUAAAGUGACAGUUAUAUAAAAAAGAAUAAGAAAGAGAAGCGUGAUGUUGUCAGCAAUCAAAUUAUCGUAAAUAGAUAGUAUAGUACGGUUGCGUUGUUUCAAUUUCUGUUCGUCGGUCCUUGGGUUACGAAGAAGAAGAUGCACAAAGACUCCCAUGUCUUUCUUUUGGUUGGAAAACCCAACCUGCGAUUUCAGAUAAGUCUUUCUGCUUAGAGCAAAGCAAGAAGCGGAGCUACAAUCAUGCUUUCUUAAGUAUGGAGAACAAUAUUUUACUUAGUUCAUUUGAAACGUCAGUACUACUCUGUGCUAUUUGUACUAUUAUUUUAGUAGGCACGGCCACGUGCAGAAGAUUAAGGGGGGAACAGACCUCACUUGGUAAACGACCGAGGGAAGAUGAAAUUCUUGACUUACCCCAAAAGCGAAUUUGGAAACGGGGGAGUCAUCAUCCUCCGGUCAACCCGGAAGCCCCACAAAUCGAGGGGGUCCCGGAAGCCCCUCAACUAGAGGCGGGGACUCCAGUGGCUUCCCCCGUCCAAGUAGAAGAAGUGAAGCAAGAAGGACACCAGAAAUGCAGGGACAUAAUUGGAAUUCAAGAUGAAUCACGGUAAACACUUGUAGAUCUUUCAGCUACACCAUAUGACCUAAAGUGAGAAUAACUAUUCGUUCUGGUAUCACCCCUCUAAGCACCUCUUAAUGAUCCUAAUUACCUAAAAAGAGAAAAGACUGGGACCGUCUCAACUGUAGCAGGGGUAAUGUGCCCAAGAGCUCCUAUCCUAGGCUUUCCCAGGCACCUAACCUAGCCUUGACAUAGCAUUCCUGUCUACACCUCUAGGCUACGAGCAAAUAGUAUUUCUAAUACAUAAAUUAGAGUGCUUUGUUGGCUGAAAGACUAUGGAAUUAGAGAAAGAAACAGUCUCCCACUGGCAAUUCUUCACAAGUUCGAAACUUAACACGAACCCUUGAUCGCUGUAGCUGAAGUGGUAAAACAAGAAAAAUUGGUUCUUUUAGCCUUUCCUUCCCUAUUUGACUUUCCUUAUUCUAAAUGGGAAUCUUUCUUUGAAGAAAUAAGAAAGGACUACUUGGAAAGUGACACAGACACUGGUACAUCAGGAAAACCUUUAGAACUCACCGUUCAACUUGAUCUUCGCAGGAAAAAGCUUCUUCUCUAUUAGGACCUAAUAGCAAUAAAUAGACCAGCCAGGCGAGUGAGAAAGGAGGAAACAUUACUCUCUUUCUGCAAAGUCCGAGUCCCAUUUGAUGAGCCAAAAGAACCAUCUCUAUCUCUUCUUAUAUUCCAGAGAUUACUCGCUCACCUACAAUGCUUUGGGCCCAGUCUUCUCUAUGCAUGGAUGGCUUUGAAAGAAAGAUAACUAGAAUCAAUCUCUUCUCCUAGGAAAAGAAUCGGAUUUCUUCGAAGAGCUGCGAACUUGACCAGAAGAAAGGUCAGUGUAGAGAAGCUCGGUCAGUGAUAGUCUUCCCCCGACCGUAUUCUGACUAGAAAAUCUGGCUUCUAUUACAAUUACAAGUUCCGUUCCUAAUGAAACUACUCAAAUAAAAAAGUACGUGUACAAUACAGAAUUGUUAUAUGGGAAGUUUACUAUUGGAUAUAACAUGAGAAGAGCAAGCGGAGAACCUGUGCCCUUUAUCAUAGGUCAUGCUAUUUCUCUUUGGAAGAUUCAAGUGGGAAUGCUGCGCCCAACAUGGAUGUCUAUGCUAUUAUUGAGAAAAAAUGAAUCAAAAAAGCAGCAGAAUACGAGAAGGAUUUAUUUUCUGAAAGGGUGUAUACAUUAGAGUGUACCUGCUUGGUAGGCAUGAAAUCACUGACAAAGAGUUGCCUAGCUCCGAUGAAAUUGCAAGCAUAAUUUGGAAUUUAAUAGAAGCGGGCAUAGCUAGGGGUGAACCACGAGAAGUUAGAGCAAGAGCUCCGGGUAGGUAUCGUAAACAUCCUGAGUGUAUCACGGCAUUGAAGCAGAAGAAACAGAAAUGUUUUCCUUUCAUUGUAGCCGAUAUAGAGACUGUUAUACUAAAUAAUGUGCUUGUACCUUAUGCUGCGGGGCUCUUAGUGGUGAAUCCGGGGGAUGAUGUGGCUGCCAUGGAUGAUCAAAUAGACACAUAUUUUUUUGAAGAUUACAAUUUGAUAAUACCUUCCCUUGAAGAAAGGAGUACUAAAAUGUUGGUAGAUUUUAUAGAGCGUAUAGCCAAACUGGGAUCUACUCACAAGGGCGUGAAAACAGUUUACUUUUCGAAUCUAAUUUCUCGAUCCGAUCGACUUAAUGAAGUUUUUAGCCAGUCAUAUGGUCGAGUACACCAUCAAACCGCUGAUGAGGAACAAGAAGCUUUACCAGUUAUCAAUUUAUAGGAAAAAAAGGGGGAAUAAGAAAUUGGUGUUCCAUCUACGAGAUUCAUACACUCAACUCCCUAAUAGUCUAGAAACAUUGGCUAAGACUUUAUGUCCGCACUUAGGUUCAAAAGGCUCAAUAGCACAUGACGAAGUUCAAGUGUCUUCUCUUCAGGAGAAUAGAGCCCAAUUGUUGGAUUAUAUGGAGCUGGAUAUCAGUCUUUUAGGUGAUGUGAUGCUUCGGGCUAAAUCAAUUUAUUGGACUAGAUACAAUGUGGAUAUCGGGGUAUGUUUGACAUUGUCAUCGCUAGCUAAAAAAAUAUAUCGAAUGAAGUAUUUGCAAAAUAUGAAUGAAAAUGAGAUUCACGAAGGGAUUUGUGGCAGCCAUCAAGGAGCCAGAACCUUAGCUAAGCGAGUCCUACGAGAUGGGUUUUAUUGGCUGGCCUACUUUGCGAGCAGAAGCGUAAUAUUUAGUGAGUCUCAGUUUGAAAAGUGCCAGUACCACAGUCGUAUGACUCACAGACCUCCGACAACCUUGACGAGUAUAGUGACCUGACCCCAUGGCCGUUGCUUUUGAACCUGGGGAGUUUGCUUUUGUACUUAAGCAAGGGAAUUUGAUGAAAGUGAUUGAGCUGACCUACUAUCUAUAGUAAGACAUGCCCUUUCCACAGGAGUGGAGGAGCUCCCACGUGAUGGUGUAGUGUGAGGCUGUUUGGAGACCCCUCUGGAACUUGACCCUAGCUCCAUUUCUUUUCCUCUUAAUAGCAAGAUUUUCUUUGUCGUAAGACGGUCGAUAUGGGUCUUUCCAUUGCAUCCACACCUCACUGGCAUAAGCUUAUUAAAUGGUUAAGGGUGAAGAUCGGGCAUGGCAAGGACUGGGCCGUAUACAUAGGUUCUUUGAGCUGCUGUAAAGCUUCUUACGAGUUCUUUUGAAACAGUUCGGUAAGCGGGCUUGCUGAUCUACCCAUACCCAGGCGCUUCUGAACCGAUAAUAUCUUAGCCUGAACUCCUUCAUUUAGUAGCCGAACAUUUCACAUUGCCUAUAUCUUCUGCCGGGUCUGGACACCCUCUGAGGCGCGAAGCGGUGAGCUCAGCUCUGAGACUUGCGCCUUUCUAGCUAAUAAAACCUCUUCGACCAAUCCCCACAUUAGAACUCCGCGUUGUGGAACUACGACAUAUGUCCCUCCCGCGUAUUCCCUAAUAGUGCUUCUCGGAAGGCCGUCUUAACUCGGAUUGUCCGUCCUUUGAGAGUAUUCCCAAUUAGGUUAGGGAUUUUUAUUGGUUGGUGAGGUAUUUUUAUCAUUCCCUUCGUAUUGCAGGAAGUAUGCUAUUACCAAUGUGUUGCUUGUACUGGAGAAAAAACCCUCAGAUCAGUUGGAUUUUUUAGAGUCACGCGUUAGGGUAGGAGUCUUUGAUCAUCUCUGAAUCAAGUAUAUAUUUUGGAAUGAAAAGAGGAUUUUCCUAGUAGAAAUCCCUUAUAUAGAGUAAGUAUAAUAUAUUAGUAGAUCGCCAUUCUUUCUAUCUAUAUCAUUUGGAGAAACUCAAGACUUUGUGAACUGGAUGACUACAGCCCCGGGGUUCCCUCACUCAAAACUCUACCAAGUGAGCUGAAUUGAGAUACUCUAUAUAGAUUUCGAAUGAGCUAAUCCGUAUAGUGAACUCAACGCCUAGUUCACUUCACUCUUUCGCUUACCAGAUGUGAACCAAGCUUCUUUUCUUUCUCCCAUAGUUCUACUAUCAGUGUUUUGCUUUGUUCUUCAAUCCAUUGAUUUCUUCUAGUUAUUAGUACAAGUAGGGCGUCUUACUUUGCUUUUCUUUCCAAGCAAGCGGACCACCUAUUCAAAGAGAUCUGACUUCUCCUACUACUACUUCUUCCUAGGUAAGCAAUUCCACUACUUCUCAAAAGCCUGACGCUCCGCGCCUCGUGCCUUUCUUCAAUCAACUCGUAGGCUCCUCGCUUGACUAUAUUUUAUUAGUGCAUAUAUUUCUAUUUUCGUAGUGAUUCAUUGCGACUCGUCCCGUUUCAUUAAGGUCAUUGGAAGGCUGCCGGAGUAGCAAACUUCUCUCAAACCAGCCCCCAGCCAGAAUUUUGAUUUACCUUAUCGCUAGUGCAAACCCAAAAUACAAUACGAUCUCAUGUACUCUUAGAAAAAUUAUAUGGUUGCAAAUAGACAACAGCUAGACUAGUGGUAGUAGUAGCAAAAGUAAUGGGUUGCUUUGAAUGAAGAAAAUAAUACGAAGCUAGGCCUCGGGAGAUGGGAGUUAUUAAGAAGAGAACGGAUGACACAAUCACCACCACUGGCUUUACCCAAAUCCCCCCCUUUGCCCUCGAGAACCACUACAAGAAUACCGCAUCUUAUGAAAAAAAAAAGAAGAUAAUUACCCACACCCCAAUCAUGAUUGAAUCGUUUCAUCAUAUCAUGAAAACAAGAAUUAAUGAUUCUCCUUCUAGGCUGAUCCCUACAAUGGCUUACCAUUACUGUGUCUUCUUUCUCUCUCUAUGGAGCACUGUUACUCUAUUAUCUUCAGAAAGGAUAGUAGAUGGAACAAGAGACUCUCGAAGAAUUUGCUAUCGAGCUCUAAGUUGAACGAUAAGUAACGAUGGGUAAAGCAAGGUAUGCAUGGGCUAGACUAAGAGAUGUAAAAGGAUUACGAGGGUUUGCUUGAGAAGGUUCUAAUAGGGGAUCGGGAUUCAGGCCCAGAAAACAAACCACUGACCGACCAGACCAAUUCAAGAAAAGAAGGACUCUUGAAUUCAAAGCAGGAUGUGGAAGCUGAAGGAAGGCCCAAUUCAUCACAGAGCAAGCUUCACCUUCUGUUUUUUCUUCAACCGAAGCACUCUGGCAUAAACGUUUGUUUAGGCCAUCCCUCCAACAAAGUCAUCAGUCAUCUGUUCUAUGAGAGGAGAAUCCCAGUCAAGCCAGAUGAUCAGCAAAGUUGUUCAGCUUGCUGUCAGGCCAAGGCACACCGGAUCCAGAGACCUAAUCUACGAUAGAAUCACUCUAGGGUUUGAUCCUCAUAAAUACACAUCGAUUCACUCAUAUCACUAUGAACGCGCGCAUAGGAAAAGGGAGAGGACAGAGCUCUCCAUUCCUUCUUUGAGAGAAGAGAUUGUUGAGAAAUCCACUGUGAGAAGGCAGGGACAGGCUAACUGGUUGGUCAAGGGCUACGACUCAGCUUAAGAAAGCAGCACACUGGACCUACAUGCGGGCCAUCUGAGAAAGAAGAAGACGCAUCUGAAAAUACGAAAUACCAAAAAGAAAGUAACUAAGAAAAGCAGUCCGCACUCCCAUCCCAGAAGCAAGUCCGAUCGGAAUUCCUACUCCUGCGUAUUGCCUCUCGCAAAGUACGAGUUUAGUCCAAGAGAUGAGGGUUCUUCCUUUCUGCCACUCCGUCCAAACCACUCACACGCUUCUUCGCUGUACUCUCUAUACUCCUGCCCCUGGUCUUUAUGCAUUAGUUUCUUCGAACCUUCUCUUUAUUCUGGGUGAAGUAGCUCUCUGGAGUACUAAUAAGGGGCUGGCUUUCCUAAGAGUUAUUUAUAAGUCAAAGUUUAAAUUAUAAGGUAAAGUAAAAGUUGUAGUCACUCUUGUGCUUGCAGACUCUUGACAAAGGUUUCUUUCCAUUGACUAGUGAGAUGACAGGGCGGGAAAUCCAGGUAGGUGAAUCACUGAAAGGAAGAUUUCUAUCACUACAAUGAAAUUUGUAAGCCCAUCUUAUUAGCUUAUGUCAUUCUUCCAAGUAAUAAGCCAGCUUUUAACGCCUAAAGUAUACCUUGAGUCUUUUUACCUAUGGGCAAGCAAGCCCUUUUUCCAUACAAAACUCAUGUUCCGUAGGACAGAAAGAAACUGACGGGAAAUACAGCACGGAUUAUAGGGAGUUAUACUGCUAUUUCUAUUCAGCCGUAGACCUUAAAUCUGAAUUGGAACCCUUAAGAGCCCCUUUUUUCAGUCUCAACUCACCCACAUCGCCAAUGGAGGAGAAGUGCUUGUGGGUGGCCAAUCCCUGGCAUGCAUUUCCACGAAAUGGAAUAGAAUGCUUAAUAGGCAGGCCCCUCCUUUCAUGUUAACAUACGUCUAAGAUUUUAAGUUCGAAUCGUUGGUGCAUAGAUUUGUAUCGCAUUUGCUAGUUAGUCUUAUGUUACCUGACCUGACAGAGCUCAGUGGCUUGCUUUAGAGAGUAGAGGAUCGCUUAAAAUAUUGCAUUUCCGCAUAGAUGGACUCAUGGGUAAUCCAAUCCCCUGACAGAAGCGGCUUCUUCUCCUUGUCAAUGACUUUAUACACCCAUUCUCACCCGUGCUUGCUGGUGAAGCUACCCUUAUGGAAUAAGUUGACAGGAAUGAUACGUGCACGCCUAACAGUAGUCGAUUCUAAUCAUUGUCUUGUACCCAACAUGCAUGAAGAAAGAGUUUAAUAGCAUUUAAAUAGUUGUACAAACACUUCGUGCCUGUGGCCUCUGGAAGCAGAUCUACGAGACGGAAAUGAAAUGAUUGAGAGAGAGAAGCCCUAGUAAUUCAAUGUGACCAGCCAGCACCUAUUGGUUGGGAUUACUCAAGGUAUACCAAAAAGGUUGAGUGUCUCCUCGCCAUUCAUUUUGGAAUGCCAUCUAGGCGAGCAAUAGUUCUCCGUUUCCUUCGUAAUAUUUGGCCGAACCCUGAAAGAAAUAUAUAGGGCCCAAAAUCAUAAGAUUCUCUGGAAUCUCCACUGUUGCCUGACCCGAGCAAGUAGUAAGCAACUGUAGCGAGCACUGACUAGUUUCAGAGAGUCACUGCUUUUCUUCCUUGGAUUGGAAUACGCGUUCCAACUUACUGAGCUACUGGACAAAGAGGAGUAUAUACCCGGUCCAGGAAAGCUAGGGAUAGUUGUUGAUGCAAGGGAAAAACAAAAUAGCACAUCUGUUUGCUUGGCUGUCCCAACAAAUUACCUGCUCUUGACUGAGCUGACUGUUCGUUUCACUAGUCCUGUAGCAACUGAGCCACCAGCCCAUUUCGCUCCAACUUUCCUUGGUGCAUAUCAAGCUGUCCCUAGGCAUUCCACUGUCUCGCCUGCCUUGGAACCUGCUUAACUAACUACUGCUGAGCCAACUAGUGCCUUCCUUAUCACCAGAAAAAGCUACUUGUUAUAGUCGUUCAUGUAGCACUGUGCUACCAUUCCUUUCUACCCAACUAAACUAGUCAUUUACUCAACACACCGGUUCAAUAUAAAAAUCCCGAUGAGUAAGUUAAUUCACUGGGUCCACUAAGUCUUUCAAUGAACUCGCAUAAAUAAACUAUUCGAAGAACUCAGUCCAGUCCAAUAAGUAGAUUAACUUGAAAGUAAAAGAACUCCAACCUGGAAGUACACGCAUCAAGUAAGUAGCAGCAGCUGAAUGACCUGGAACCCGCAUCAAAGCCAGCCAGGUACGAGAUUCACUCUCCCGAGCCUCCUCUUUAUUCAGAAAUGAAACCAAGCCAUCUGAUCUAACCUUAGGAAGGCGGUAUGGAUUGACUAUAACUAACCAAAGCCAGUGAGUGGGAUCUCAUUGGUAGCCUAGCCUGGGAUAAGCAAGGAGCGCGCAUCACAAUCCAUAUGAGGGUGGAGUCGUUGGUUCGAACCCAACUUGUAUAUUCUAUAUAUAUAGGAAAGAGGAAUCUCUAGAAAGAAAAAGAAGUCUCUUAGUAGAGAAGAUAGAGAUUUUCUCUAUUGAUGUGAGCCUAUAUAGUUGAAGAGAUUGAAGGCUACCCACAAAUCUCAUAUAUAGACGAGUGGAAUUCACAAAGUCACUUCGCUUCACUUUACUUCAAAGUCUAUUGAUCGAAGUAAUGCGGUUCACAUCCUCAUCUUCGGGUUGGUUGCAUAUUUUUUUCCUGUGUCCACCAGGAGUUCUCGCUACCCUUGGUGUGUGUCUUGGUGGCAAAGAAUGCAUUCAUAUAGUUGAUGUCUUUUUGGGGAGAGGUGAGAUCCCUGUUUUUUUGUAGGCUUGGUCUGAGUGAGUCUGAGUUUGAAGAGUAAGCACUCUCACUUUCAAAUAAGAAAUAAGCCAAGCACAGUUGGAAAUUCUCAAUCUCUUUCUGCACUUUCACACAACAUAAAAUUGUGAAAAACGCUGAAGAAACAAUGCACUCCACUUAUGCUGAUUCAAACAUGCUAACAAGAAAGCAAACCCGAAGCGAGGUGAAAUAGGAUAGGGAGUUGGAGCUUUCAUCAACCCGGAACGAUAGUGGAGGAGAGCCCGGAUCCAGAGUUUGAUGGAAGGAGGAAAGGGUGAAUUCAACCGGUCUUUUAAUGCCAUCGUUCCUAAAUGUUAAUCCUCAUGCUGUCUACGAUCUGCUCAGAGUUGAAUUCAAGAGAUAGGAAUAUAAGACAAAGUUUAGAUUGACCGAUCUUGUAGAUAGAUUGGAUAAGAAGAUCCAACAAGCUCGCCAUGAGCAAUUAGUUCUCAAACUAGCCACCGCCUACGAGGGGUAUGUGUUAUACUCCCCCUCCUGACUUGAGCUGUUAUAAGAAAGGGACAGGAUCUUGCUCCAUAAGUAUGAGGAGAGUCGGUACAGUAGGCUCAUACACCAAUGCUUUUUCCCUACAACCGGAUCCUAGAGGAAAACCUAAUGCACAAUAGGUAGCUCUUAACUUCGUCUGGUUAUGCCCAUAAGUCAUCAUGAAUGCGAUAAUGCCCAAGAGUUCACGUAAAAAACUAGGCUCUAAGGUUAGGAUAAGAGCACUCUAAUCUAGUCUAGGUAGAUGAGGGAGAUCCACCUAAGCCCACCGUCUAUAAAGAAGCACACGAUCUAAUCUAGUCUUAUUGUUAGUCUCUCUAUAAAGAUGAUCCAUCACCUAAAGGGCGGACUCUGGACAGAAACUGAGGAUUUGCUAUAGGAAAGACCCUACCCUAUAAGUUAAGACAAUAUGCUACAUUCUAUGAUAUCCUAUUCAAUCCCCCGGUUAGCAUGCGAUGCUCGUCGUGCUAAUAAAUCCUCUCUUCUUAAAGCCCAACCCAAGUAGGACAAAGAAAUGCAAGUAAAUACCCUCGAUUCAUUCCUUUUAUGCGAGUGGGAAAGCUAGCUAGAAAUCAAUGACAAGGAGUAGAGCCUAGAGCAAAAGGGCCAGGCGUCAGGUUAGUUAAAGCAAGAAAGUCAAUGCUGGUGCUCGCUUAUUCAAUCCUUUUUUCUCUCCUCCUUUGUGCUAAUCACUAGUGCUAAGAACUAGGUCAAAAGGAAAGUCAGCCCUUAAUACGGAGUUUUCUACUUGUUCUUACUUGUGUUAGUGAAGCCUGAUAGUUCAACUUGCCUGUCCAAAGUCAAUCUAUGAAAAGUCUUCCUUAUAGGCGCACCCAGCUGUAAGAGAGUAGAAGCAAUCGGAGUAAAUAAAUCCCAUAGUGAAAUGAGCGUUAGAUGUUGACUAGACAAAACUAGCUAAUACAUGUAGUAGGGUAACUUUGCCUUUUUUCUCGGUUAUGUGAAAAGGUAGAAAACUCGCUACACUUUAUAGGAAAUGAACUACUCUUAAUGCAAGCUAGUCAAGCUGGAUGAGUUGUUAGGAAUGGCUCAACCCAGGCAGCGCUAACCCUGUCUUUCCCAAAAAGUAUCGUCUUUCCCUAGGGAGGACAAAGAUUAACCAAUAGUAGUCCCGAGGAUUGUAUGAGCAAGGUCCGAACUGUUUCUAUUAGUAGCAACAUGAGGAGCCCCGAAGGGAGAAUAAGAAAGAUUAACCGACGCCGCGUUUUCAGAAGAAGCAAUUGGAUAAGAAUCAUACGCUGUGAAUGAGCAGACGAAUCGACCGAGGGCUUACACACAAGAACAGAACCUAACUCUACUUCUUUUUCCUCCUCUCCUCUUUACUGCCCCCGCUAUCAACAGGUCAGUAAAUAAAUAUAUGUAGUGGAGAAAGAAGAGUAGCCCCCCAGGUCAUCAAUUAGUAAUAGAAUAAUCCCAUCCCAGUAGUAGUCCUCUUGCCAACAAGAUUUGAUCUACUUAGACUAACGGAAACCAUGGCCUAGUUCCUCGAGUAGUUACUCGUUCUAAACUAAAUACGUUCGUAGCAGUAGCUGAAGAAGAAAGAGAUCACUAGAAUUCCCAAGGAAAUCUACAUUACUUGGCCGAGGAAGAACUAGAGUUGGCAAGGUUGACCUCAGCUCUGAGAAAUAAGAAAUCCGGCACCUAUUGAUUGAGCUCCAUCUAACAUAUCGAUAUCGAGACAUUUUCACGCUUUUGAUUUCUUUGCUGCUCUUUCCUCUAUUGCGGCGCAUGGAUAGGAUAGGCGGCUAGGAAUAAGUGAUUUUAAACCUGAGGCAGAAGACGAAGCUACCGACUCCAAUGUUGAUGCACAUUAACUAGGAGUUUUUGAGAUCAAGCAAUCAAUCCUCGCCUCGAACUGGUAUAAAGGAAGAAGCUGGUGGUGCAGGUUUGUAUCAAGUCAGAUGUAGAAUAUUUACUUUACAUAAAUGGGUUGCCCAAGGGAUACGAUUUCCGGAGUUCAGGAAUAAAAACUAGUUCGAUUCAAGGAAGAAGUUAGAAGCGGGUGGAAAAGAAUCCCGUGCCGGUUUACGUUCGCAUACAGUCGCAGGUGCGGAAGAAGUAGAAGCAAGGUCAAUUCCAGGCAGAACGUCAUUCGAUGCUAUUUCGAUUCAAGCAGAACUAGACCCGGCCACAAUAGUAGUUGAAGUAUUAGCACUCAGAAAAAUCAUAAGUAGAAUCGGGCAUGAAGAAAUGCUUUGGUUGAACCAGGCCUAUUAGCAUAUGCAUUAGCAGAUCUUCUCACUCUAGCGAUUUCAAGCGGACCCAUCUCCCUUGCAAAGCGUUAGCGCUAGCCAGGUCAAUAUCAAUAGUUCAUCUCUAUUGGUCUUACUUCACCCAGCUUCCAUAUCCAACUCAGACGUAGCUGCCUUCUGGCACUUUUUGAACUAUAUCCCAUGACUUGACCUUGCCCGAAGUCAACAAUCAAAGGUCAGAAUGAAACCGUAUCCACCCACACAAGAAACUUGCCCUGAAACUUAAACCGGCAGAACCGACUAUGGUUAGAGCUGGAUCUUGAUCUUCCUCGAGAAAAGCACUGAUCAAACCUGGAAUGCCUUACUAGCAGGAAUGAAAAGGUAUGUAUGAACCAACAAAGGUCAAGUUUAUAUAUAUUAGACAAGAUUUAACCUUCCUUCACCGUGGCUUACUUGGAUGGGAAAGUCGUAGAUACGCGUUCUAUUCUAGUCUAGAAUAGGAUCCAUGUAUAAACCAACAGUCCUAGAUGGACACGAAAAGUAAGGUGAUGAACGAACUUCAGAAUACAAUAAACAGAAUCAAAACAAGCAAGAGAACUCUUAAAAGAAAGAAAUCUACUGCUCUAUCAUUGACAGAUAUCUUUUAGUCUAUAGCCCGCCCUACCUAGGGGGAACUCACACUCGCUAGAAGGCAAAAGCACUUGAAACAGUAGUGAGGUAAGAAAUAAAACUACUCGCUUAUUCUCAAUAUGCCUGCUCUUCGAAUUCAAAACUCCUCAGCUAUACCCCUUUCUACAUAUGUAUAUAUGAAAAAGACAGCAGCUAUACAAAGCUUUAUCUCGCCACUUGAUAACUCGUUUGCUUCUGGCUUGGCUGUCUUACUGGAUUUCAUCUAUCCUUAGCUUACUGGCCUAAGAUGUAUAUGCUUGGAAUAUUCGUAAUCUCCCUCGUGGUUACGUUUUAUUAUCUUAGAAGGAGUUGCAACCUACAAGGCCUAUAACGCCGGCCGUAUCAGAUCUUUCCAUUGCCCUAUGGUCACUUGCUUAAAAACUGAAAAGAGACAGACUAAAAAAGAGACUGAACUUCACUUAGGCUUUCUCGCAAGCUUAUUAGAGCAUUGAAUUGACCUCUACUAAUCAAUGAGUAAGAUGGCUUGGAUUCUACUAAAUCCAAAUCCAAAUAAAAAGAAUGCUGGCUAGGGUGACGCUCGUGCUUCUUUCGAGUAAGGCAAACUGAGUAAGGGGUCGUGUUAUUAAGUAAAUUUCUUAGCUAUAAGCCUGGCCUUUCACUUUUAUUAGUACCCCUUUUUCCAACCUUUUCCAUUCCAUAUCUCACCAGUCUUCUUUCCCUGGGUUGUUCUUGAAACGCGUAUUAAGUACUUCCCUCCACAAGUCGAUCACACCAGAUCACAAAAGUAGGAAAGACCGGGUAUCAGAACUUAAAACUCAUAAACGUAAACUUUUCUCUUUAAUAGCUUCAGUACUCAUUCAUGCCUAUUGGCAAUAAUAUGUUUCAUCAUAAGAAUACCGUGAAACCUAGACAUAUUAAAAAAGUCCAUAACUGGGAUCUUCUCCACUCUCAUAGUUGCAACCAUGAAGCCCCACAAUUUAUUGAGUAGCGAAUGACUGAACAUCAGUCAUGUUUGAAUCAUGGAAUCGUAGAAUCAACGCAAUGAUGUGCUUCAUACUGGAAUCUCCUACUACAGCUGGACAGGUUGCGGGGUCUGCGGCUCCCAUUUCGGGGCACUAUUGCGGACCUCUAUUGGUCCCCUAACUUUUGCGGAGAAUCAAGAUCUAACACCUCAUUUCUUUUAUUUCUCUAUGAUAUUUUGGAAAGAGAUAGAUCCGGCACUGCACAAUCCUCUGGCCUUGGCCUCCCCGCAACCGGUCAUCUCUUCUUUUCAUGGAAUUGCUUGCCCAGCUGGAAAUGCAGUCAAUCAGGUCUCUCUGCGCCAGGAAAUGGUCCUCGAGUGCAAGGGCAGAAGGGAUCCAGAAGUAUGGUCGAGCAGAGACAUACCUUAUCUAAACUGGGUCUGGCUCCGGUUUCAUCCUGUUAUUAGUUCUCAGGAGUUGGGAGAAGAGAAGCAAUGACUAGAUUGGUGGUUCCUAUGUUUCCUUUCUGCCUUUCAGCCUCUCCCGGCGGGGCGAGCCGGCGCAUCCUUUCCGCUUUCUAUUCUAGAAAGGGGUUUCUAUCACGACUGAUCCGCAGUUCGAUGUCUUUAGCCUGACCCGAAACACCACUCCCGCGAGUAGAAAGAAAGAGAGAUGAUCUACUUGCAACUUGCUACUGCUGGUACCUUGCAAUCGUAUCCCGGCACCUUUAAAGCACUUUCCGGUGUCUUUCGCUCAGUUGCUAGCCCUGAGCUGCCUUGCCCAACUAAUACUAAUGCACUAGCAUCUACGGACGUUCUGCCUUGAUUUGACAUAGAUAAAUAGGAUGAAAUGGGCCCAAGGGAAAGCAUUCUUUUACUUCAUGGCCUGGCACUAUGCAGGAUUCGAUCUCUUUUCUCGUAGGAGGAUCUUCCGCUUCAUCUAUAGAUUCGUUUUCUCGUUGAACUCUUGCUUGAAAGCAAACAUGAUAUAGUGAUAUAGGCCCGGGGCCAAUGGGAAUCUCUUUUUCUCUUAGGCAAAGCAAAGCAAAUAGAAGUGAAGUAAAGCUUUCUCGAUUCGAUAUAGAAUAGAAUAGUGACGAGAAAGGGCAACUAGAUCACAGGAUGGGGCAUGAAAGCAUUGGAUUUGAGCUUUUAAAGAAGAAUUCAUUCGAUCAGUGCGGGUUCACUGCCUUGCUUGAAGCCAAUCUCUAUAAGGGAGAUGCAAAUACUUCAUUCUUCCAUAGUGCUGCCAAUGGAAGACACAGAAAAUGUCAUAUUGCUUGCUUCUUUGAAAUAAAUACUUAAGAAGCUUGUUUUUUAGUGAAGAUCAAAGGAAGUCACUAGAAGAUACUUUCUGGCACUUCUUUCAACUGGCUAAGAUAUUCCCAUAAGCGGCGCUUGCAUAUUAUGCUCUACUUUCCCCUUCCUUCAACCUUGCAUUUUGAUUUAGAAACAUUGGCUCAUUUAGAUUUAGUUAGAUCUGAGGCCGGCAUAGGCUGCAAGAGAUGUGCCGCAUAAGCUGAAGUAUCUAAAUAAGAUAGGCACCUGGAUCUGGAAACCUGACAAGCUCCAUGACUCCAGUCAUCCUAGCAUCAAGUACUGUAGAUACUGGUGUGAAAAACCUUCUAUGUCGUCAACAACUAUCAUAAUUAACCCAAGAACCAGUUUGCAGCCAGUACCAGUACCUGUAAUGGAGUGGAGUCAUACCCAAACUUUAGGAGCCACAACCCACCAUUUUCCCUUCCUUGCUUAUGGUUUGGGAAUGGUAUCUCCUUGAACAAGGUAGCUGUGUCACAUAUAUUCCGUUAAUGGGAUGGAUUUUCUGCUUUCGGAUGGUGUGAUUUCAACGUUGAGUACCUACUAAGAGUUAGUUCUCGAUGGGCAAUAAAUCAUAUUGAUGAAAAAUCACCAAGGAGCAUGAAACAAAACACAUAACUUACGUACCCAUUGUACUUAGAGCCAAUAAACUACCAAGAAUCUUCUGUCUCAACCACUUUCUUAUUGUCUUUACAUCGAUUUCUAAAUAUAGGAAGGGAAAGUAACGGAGAGCAAGCAAAAGAAAUAAAUCUAUCAACGACCGACUUCGGACUAGAAUCUAGAAACAUACCUAAGGGAAGAAAGCAUAUUUGAGGUUUACUCCUUCCAUGUCUAGUAGGAGUGCGUGCUUCUUAUCUUGACGCUAUACAUUCGGUUCAGUCAGUCCCUGAGACUUCCCAAGGUAAUCUUACCAAACAAGCAACGGAUUGAGCAACUAGCGCGAAAGCCGUUGCGCGUUAGCGCAUUCUCCACCACAUCUUGCUUGGCUUGCUGAAUCAGCAUAUGGAUAUGGAUUACUUCAUUGAAUUUCUUGGCCCGAGCUCUUGUGAUUGGUCUACUUGGCAGGUGGAAUGGAUCCUUAGCAGGUUCAUGUGUUCCUUGUUUACGUAGCUCUUCUGUUGGAUCACGUAGCCCCUCCGUUGGAUUACGUUGCUCUGCCCUUGGAUUACUUGAGUCAUUUCUUGGUUUACUUGGCUGCUCCGCAACAUGCUGGUUCCUUUUGUCAUAAUACCUAACGGCUGUGGGCAGAAUGAAUGAAAAAGCAGAUGAAAGACACUAUACAUACCAAUAGAAUGAUAAAUUUAGAAUAAAGCUAGGUGACGUCACGGCAUUUGAGAACCAAUUGCUUCUUUUGCUUUUCACCAACCUUCAUGUACAAUCUUAUUUCGUAUUGGAGUACAGCCUAUCGUAGGCCCAGCAAAGGCAAGACGGAAAGCAAGCAUUAAGUGAAGAAGCAAGGUCCAAACAAAGUAGUGAAAGAUUUACAUUGAAAAGCUUCUCCAUGUCUAUAUCUGUCCGAUGGACCAAGCAAGUUCAAAGGAAACGGCUUCUCUACUGCAUAAAAAAACCAAUCCAAUGAAAAGGUUAACGAUUCCUAUAAAUUGAGAAAGAAGCAUGUUCUUCAUGCCCAAAAGCGGAUAAAGUAGAUGGAACCUGUUCUCUAACCUUCUUUUUGUAGCAGAUACUGCAUAAAGUUUACCUGCCUUGUAAGGCUUUUGUAGGAUUAAUCAAAUUUUCUUUUUAUCGUUCUAUCUCAGAGUAUCCAUUCAUUCGAUCUUGCUAUCCGCUCUCAAUUGAAUCCCUUCUCUGUUGUCGACAGGUGUGUCCGCAUCAGGACCAGAAUCACGGUCUAGUACCUCCGUACUCGCUCCUACUUUAUUAAUUAGGAAGUGAAGUAGCCCCGUCUUAUUUUCUCGAAAUGCGUAGAUCAAUGCUAAUGAUGUGAUUACUGCCUGGAUUCUUGUCAAGGGAAAUAGAAAAACACGACUUUUGCCAUAUAGCGAGAUGGACUUUUGACUACGGCAAUCUACUGGACCGAGGGAAAACCUUCCUCCUUUGUCAACAGUGAGUAGAGGCAGGCUAUUGGUUGGUUCGAAUCAAGCUGUCUUUCUAUCUCUGGCUCUGGAAUUGACCUAGCAUCUACAGACGUUCUGCCUGGAACAUAGAAUAACGUUCUUCCCUUUCCGAUUCCGAUCUUCACUAGGCGUGAGAACUCUUAGGUAAGCUGCAGAGCAGCAGAAGUGAGAAUUGGAUUGCUUUGGAACUCUCCAAUAGCGUUUUCUUUGCUGGCUUCGUAAUGGAUUGAGGAGCCUAUUUGCCUAAGCGAAUCCCAUUCACUGAGAUAGCGCUGCGCUGGCUUUCAAAUGGAUCAAAUCUUCCCCCUUUCUCUCGAGGUCAAAUCAGCUAUCAUCCAAACGGGGUUUCUGACGAAGAUGCUUUCUUUCGUAUCGGUCGUAUCAGGAAGUGAGAACAGAACUCUUAUAUUAUACGAGUGAUUUCUAUUCUAGCUGGCACUUCUACUUCGGGUAACCUAUUACAAGGAAUGUUUUCCUGGCCCCACUAACUAUGAAAUUCUUCGAUUCUCAUCUCAUAAGAUCUGCCGGUUCGCGCCGCACUCUUGCUUGAAACUCUACUUUCGACUCUCUAGAUGACCCUGACACAGAAGCCGAUUCUUCUUUCGCUUUCAGAACUACUUUGGAGCAGCUACCACUGAUUCCGGUGAGGUUGGAGGUGCGAACUCAAUAAAAUAAUUGGAGUUGGCCAUCGGAAAGUUCUAUUUGGCAAGCAGAUAGGACAGUCAAGGUGCCGGGAUACGAUUGCAAGGUACCAACAGCAGCUUCUGUUCGUGGAUACGCCGGUGGAAGGUCAGCAGUGCCAGUCAAGGGGUUCUCGUCCUUUGGGCAAGCUUUGUUGAGAUGUUCGUGGAGCAGUCUUUCGUUUCAGGAAGCAGGUCAAGCAUCGGAUUAAAGUAGCGGGGGAGAUUUGAGAAAUCGAUUUGCAGAACAGGACGGAAUAGGCAUUCUAGAGAAUAGCCCCGCUUUUCUUAUGCAUAUGCAUGUGCCAGACUUUCUCUUUUAAGAAAAACCCUUUUUCUCUUUCUUUUCCUUCCUCCGAACAAGUCAUCUUCCUCAUCCGAAUGAGAAUUUACUGAUUGCCAAACCACCUAAUUAUCUCUAUGAAGGACGCAUGCUCACACAUAAUGGGAAUUGCAUAUCCUUGGGUUUUUUGGAGAAGAGUCGCAACUCGAAAGAGCCAAGAAGGGGAGAGAGAGGAUGCGCUAAAAUAAGGUAGACCGGACGGGAGAGAGAAGCGCCAUACUCGCAUUAGAGAAUCAAGUCAGGAGAGGGAAGUAGACGACAAUCAUGAAAUCGAUAUGCGGGAGAAUACACAAAAGAUAGGCAAUAUACUCCACCUAGUCGUUCUGUUUCGAAAGUAGGAGAAGCUAUCACUUUCACUCAAGUCACUCUAAGUCUAAGGAAGGGUUAUAGCCAUAUCUGUUUAAGGAUCUGUCUUAAAUGAGACCUAAUCCCAGCCCCCUUUUGAACAUACAUUGUUGGAUUCUUCUUCUAAUGAUUGGGAGAACCCACGCCACACUAAUGAAUGACCUCUUUAGAUUAGAAGAAAUAGAGGAACAUGCGUCUUCGAACGAUGCAGUCUCACUACGACCUGGAAAUUCUCUUAUUCCCCUAUCCAAAAAGGGAGUCAUGAUGCCAAUGAACCCCAACCCUGCCACACGCGAAACACACAGCGAUCUAAAUGCAAAGAAGAUAUGAUAUAUAUGGGCUUUUGGAUUUUCAAAGAAAGCAUGUUGUUGUUCUCCGAACUCUUCCCUCGAAGAACUUUCGAUAUUCGCGCGCCCUCAUCCACGUCUUAAAUAUUGGAAUAAACCAGCGCAUUGAUUUUCUAUUUAUCAUAACUUGGGCUUACCACUGGGAAUUCACCAUUUCUCCAUACAAUACAGCUUUGAACUUCACUGAAAUUACAAAUCGAUUCCUGGCUCGAGUAGAGUCUAUGACAUCAAAUGAAAAGAGAAUCCUAGGUUGUUUCAUAGGCAAGACAAUCAAAGCUCUUUUAUUCUAUGAAUUAUACCUCAUUGGGUCUGAAUCUGUUCUGUAGACUAGCCCCGUCAAUCCUUUGCUAAAUAGUCUUUCUUCAGUCGCCGAUGUCACCUUUGGUACCGGAAAUCCUAUAUGACCAUCGUUGCUGCGAAUGGUUCUCUUGGGGCGGCCCACCUAGAACUAACUCCCUUGAGUCCUUGACUACAUGAAAUGGGGGGUCUGACUGGCAGGAAAAGAAUCGAAUGGACGGAAGAGCACUGUAGCAGAGCAUAGAGAUCCGAAGCAAUGCAUUCAGCAAGAUAUCAUGGAUUGUCGCGAAAAGCUAGGAUGGAAACUGGUUAUUGGCUAUGGCCCAAGCUAUUGUCUUGCAGUGGAGGCGAAGCAAGCAUACUCAUCAUUGAGGUCCCACCUGUCUUUGUUCUGCCUUCCUAUAUGCUUUUCACAGUCUCGUGAGGGAAGCUUGGCAAGCUAGCAAAUGCUGGGUGGGGAGGAGAUAUCGGCGAUCAAGAAACAUAUAGCCGGUUAGGUGUGACUUAUGUGCAGAGUGCCUUAGUUCAAUAAACUACAGCAGAAAAGCUCAUUUCUUCCAGCAUCAUUUCUUCUGUAAUUAGAUUAGAAUGGAAGCACAAAAUUCACUGUGCUAGCAUGGUACUGUCACAAAUCAGUGCUGUGAAUUUCUUUGUACUACGGAGUGGAGUGCUUUAAUCCACUCGAUUCCCUUGGGGAAGCAGAGGAGUAUUCAGUGCAACUGUACCCGCAACCGAGCUAUCUGAAAUUGCUAACUCACCUCUGUCUCUUGAUACGACUAUUAUUGAGGGGAGGGAGAGUCCAUUCAUUUGCCCAUCCUGGAUAACGGGUAGAGAUCCUAGCGGUGAAUAAUAAGAAGCCUUUGGAUUUCAUCUAAGCUGUUGACUCCCAGUAUGGGAUGGGAAGACUGUGCCUAUCUAUGGCCUCUCUUUGUUAACGCCUUAACCUCGUUGCAGGUAUUCCGUAAAAUGAAGUCAUCUAUUAUUAGGUAGCAAUUCAGGAGCCUUUCCUGUACUUGAAGGCGGAUUAGCAAGGGAAUGAAUCUGAUGAAGCUGUUCCUCCGCUAGAAUAAGGGGGGCAUGAUCGCUGAUGCAGAAAAUCUCUCCCGGGGUGAGACCCAAUAACGAAAAUCCAUGAAGCAGUGAAAAUAUAGCCUGGUUAGAGUGCCCUCCCUCUCCUUUAAUUUGUCAUAGUUUGUUUGAUUUAUCAAUGCGAAGAGUGAAUCAAAAAAUUGAACUAGUGCGCUAAGUACGUUGCUACAGACCGGAAUGGAGAAUGGCAAUAGCAUUUGGAAGGGAGUGUUUCUAUUUCAAUAAUUAGACAACAGCCGUCAGUCAAAAUACUGAUAUCCCCCUCGUUCACUUAAGUGGUAAGAAAUGCUUUAGGUGAACAUGCAUGCAGCAAUAAUUAUGUCUUAUUCAAUUGUUAUUGAUUCCUACUCCGUACUUGACUAUGAGAUAGAGGAAGGAUCUUAUAAUUGCUUAUAUAAGCGAAUUCAAAAUUCUAAGACAUAGGUUUCAUUAUGCGGGGCGUAGCGAAAGCAUUCAACCUUCUAGGACUAAGCCUAAGGCCUAUGGUCCCUCAAAAAAGAGAGAUCAAUCGUUCCUUACUUUACUGCAAGAAAGAACACAUUGAAAGCUACAAGCCCUUACACCAGGGAUGAAGUAGCUGCUUCGAUAGGACCAGGGACACUACCAGACUGAGUUGAGUCUGACACUAGGGAACUUGGAUUCAUAGUACGUGCUCUACGCGAUACACAGACAGAUAGAAUAGCCGGAGUACGGUAGGAAUGGACUGCUGCCAAGCGAGUGGAUUUAUGAACGAGCCAUUCAUUUCAUUUAAGUAGAACCGCCCCUUCUACGCCGCCUACUUACUUAAUAAUCAAUUGCUCGAGCACUUAUUUAUCUUUAUUUCAAGUAAUUUACUGUCUGCUUCGACUGCCCUCAAUUCAUUGAUUCGUAUUGCUUUCACUACUCCUACUGAUGACUUCGUGACUUUCCUCCUUCUAGGUGCUUCAAAUCUACGUUAUCAAUACGGAAGAGGGCCACCUUACAUGAAGCCCGCCCACCUUACGGGAAUGGUAGUAGGGUUGUCGAACCGUCGUAGUGAGCGGGGUGUGUUGACAGCUUUCACACGGGCAGGACUACGUGUUAAAGUCGAUGGCGAAGAAGAAGACAGGGCUUAUCGGGAAGAGGGGGUAGUAUGAGUAGGAGGUUUGAUUGAUUUCAUUCCUGAGUCUUCUUUCUUGCAUUCCAUCGUUACUUGCGGUGCAAUCUGGAAGUCUCAAAGCGAGAACUGAUUUCACUUCUUCCACUGAAUCCCAGGCUUGAGGGCUUCACCCAUUUUAUAACCCCGCGGUAAAUUAUUACUUUAUCAGUUUCUGUGCUCAUGAGAACUAACAACAGAUCGUCACCAGCGUCUGCAAGUACACAAAGGAACUGCUGAGUUAUGUAAAAGCCGGUUUCAUCCCUUGGUCAUUAUGGGGCAGUGUCAUAGUCUACACUGAGAACAGUGAAUUUCAUCUCAGGAACGAGAUCUAUAGUGGCAAGGCGGUAACCGCACAGCAUAAAGAACUCCCUAAGAGCAUGGAGUGAAUAUCCUACUCAUCAUCCUUGAAUUAGUAGCCAGCCCAAGCAUUGCCGUGUACUUUGCAAUAUCCGAAUGUGGGUCCGUUCAGUUGGAACACGACUUCAAAGCCUUCUGACGAAGGUGGAGAUAAGAUUACCCGAAUGAUAUAACGCGGAUAAAUAAAAGGAAUGAAGUUGGGAUCAGAAAUUAGUUGCAUUGGUGGUGUGGGUAACCAAAGCUGGGUGCGCGUAAAGAUAUUGGUAAGGACAAUCUCAUGCGUGGCAUCUGAUGCAGUGAUAAGGAACUCAUUUGAGGUGAGGAGAUUUCCGAGUUGAUCCAACUGUCCUAUCUUUCAAUUCGCUUAUUGAAUUUGUGGGCAAGGACGCAUAUCUUCAGCUGAGGAAAUCUUCAGUGGGCUAAGAGAUCCAGGGUUAAUCCCUGAUGUGGUCACAUAUAGAAUAUGAAAAUAUCAGGAUGCUGCGGCGAUUCCGCUAGAGCUUUUGAGCUGCAUGAAGAAAUGUCAAGUUGCUCCUCAGAAAAUUAGUAGAAUAGUUUCAUUGGCCUUCGUCAAUGGGACAAACGCUCCAGUGUAUGCGUUACAGUUACUGGGAAGCUAGCAUUUUUGCUUGUCAUGGAAUCAAGUCUAUUUGUUCGAAUGUUCUUUUUUUGGAAAAACCAACCACAAAAAAAGUCUCCCUUUCUCUUGGAGCAGAGCUUCAUCAUAAAAGUGGAGAGUCACAAUGAGAUUUAGUGGAAUGGAUAUGAAGGGUAUAAAUAUGCUAUUUGCUGCUAUUCCAUCUAUUUGUGCAUCAAGUCCGAAGAAGAUCUCAAUCUAUAAUGAAGAAAUGAUAGUAGCUCGUUGUUUUAUAGGCUUUCUCAUAUUAAGUCGGAAGAGUUUAGGUAAGACUUUCAAAGAAACUCUCGACGGGAGAAUCGAGUCUAUUCAGGAAUCAUUGCAGCAAUUCUUCAAUCCUAACGAAGUCAUUCUGGAGGAAUCCAAUGAACAACAACGAUUACUUAAUCUACGGAUCAGCUUGCGAAUUUGCAGCACCGUAAAAGUAGUAGAAUCAUUACCAGCGGCACGCUGUGCGCCUAAGUGCGAAAAGACAGUGCAAGCUUUGUUAUGCCGAAACCUAAAUGUCAAGUCAGCAACACUUCUAAAUGCCACUUCUUCCCGUCGCAUCCGUCUUCAGGACGAUAUAGUCACAGGUUUUCACUUUUCAGUGAGUGAAAGAUUAGUAUCCGGGUCUACAACUUUGGUAGAAGCUUCUACCGUAGAACAAAUUCGAGAGGCCUUCUUAUUAGAACCCAGAGACCUAAUUCGAGAAGGCUUUAUAGUCCUCAGAAAGGUGAGGGUGGGGGGUAUCCCCGGGACCUGUGGAGACGGGGUGGGCCUGUAGCUCUGAGGAUUAGAGCACGUGGCUACGAACCACGGUGUCGGGGGUUCGAAUCCACUUCUGAGCGGGCUGGCGGCUCCACCGGGAGCGAGCCUACUGAAGGAAAGUUUUAUUGUUGAACUUCUUAUCCAAUAUUUAUCUUUUGUUUGGAAAAACCAAACCCACAAUCUUUAAGUCUCCCUUUCUCUUUUGGGAGCAGAGCUUCAAAAUCAAUCAAUCUUUUCCAUGAUCGAGUUUCUUCAUUAUGUGUACCAGACAGCGACGGAUAAUGCUAAGUUUUUUUCUAUAUUACUGAGUAUAAGUGUCGUUGCCUCUAUCUACCUACUACAAAUACUCCGCAAUUAUGUGCGGAUUCUAAAAUUAGUGGAGGAAAAUAAUAGAAAAGAGGGUAAACUGUUGGGGCUCUGCGUGGUACAUGAGUUUACCUACUCAUGGAGAAGAGGAGUCACCCUAAGACCCAUUCAUUUUGGCUCGAAAGAGCAAAAGUGCGGAGUAAAAGAAAAAGAAUCGGAAGGAGAAGUGUGAUAAGCUUUGAAUGGGAUGGAUAGUCAAGAAAAAAGGCACCUAAUCUUUACCGUCUCCACUGAGAUUUCAGACCAGAAAGGAGUAGACUCUAGUUUCAAUUGCGUAUAGAAAGAGAUUCGUCUUGUAAGAGCGAGCAGGUUGAAGCGCUUAGGCUACUUCAGCUAUAUGCUUAACACAUGCAAAUCUAACGAAGUGCUCCUGGACGACUCUUUCUUUGAGAUUCCGUAAGUAACCUAGUGCAUGUGCCUUUGAAGAAAAUGAAAUGAAAGCUUUUGAAGCGAAGAUUUUUUAUAAAUCAUAGCCGGGAAUCAAUCAUGGGCAGAUGAAGUCCCCGUGCUGCUUUUCAAAAUAAGGCAGAAAUGCGUACAGGAAGGAUGGGCUCCGGGUCACUCUCUUCACUGAUGCUUCGAAGCUUCCACCUUUAACUCGUCAAAGCAAACCUACUGAAUGUUGAAUCUCGAUCGAUGUCAGAAACCAACCGUAGAAAGAGAGGUCGAAGCACCUGAUCACUCGUUCAGCUCGUUUUUCGCUCGUGCCUGUAUGAAUUGCAUCAGUCAUUGUGUUUUGGCGGUGGAGAAGUACAGAAGUAAACAGUGUGUUAGUAUUUAGUUGUGCGAAGCGUUGUUGACAAGACUUACUCAACUCACACCUGCUUCCGGUGACAACUACCACUCUCUUAUGAAUGGGAGGGUAGAGUACCAAGACAUAGGGAUUAGCCAGCGAAGGCGGUUUAUUUAGUACCAAAUAUACGUAUUUUGAAUUCUUUUCAGUGAUAAGGAAAACUGAAAAGCUUCUCAAACCAGAGUAGGAAUUCGAUCAAUCGCUAUCAAUGCCAGGAGGCAGAUCAAGAUUCAUGGGAACGAGAACCUUUUCCGAGAAGAGUCAAGCGAGGGAUAGGAUAGAUGAAUAGGUUUAAGCCUUUCUCCGCUUUUAGGGAUUCAUUUACAAUUUCUAAGGCUUCGUUUUUCUCCGGCAAGCAGCUAGGGAAGCAUUUAUUCCCAAGCGAUAGGGCUUAUAGUUCAGAUUGAUGCCUUAGUCCACUCGGAAGAUAGAACUAAUAAUGGAAAAAGAUAUGCUUAAGAACUCCAACAGUAAGUUGAUCAGUUACUAAUAGUAUAGUUCGGUAGGGACGGGAGACAAAACUGCCACUGAUGAGAAAGCGAUAAGAAGCCUGAAAGCGAUUCUUACACAAGAUACGAUGACAGGAAGAUCAGGAAUGGAACCGGAGAAUAUGAAAUUGGCUCUCGACCCAGGCCUUGCUUUGUUUACCUGUCCUAUCGUAUCGAAUAAGGUUUCCUAGCCUAGCCCAUCACGGUGUCUGCUACCGAAAGAGAGAAUAGGUCUAAGGGCAGCAUCUACUCGUUCAUCGCUUGCCUCACCUCGAAAGAGGCAUGGCUUCUCUCUUCACUCACUCGCCUGUUCGCCUGCUUCAAUAGCAUGGAAGAAGGUGUUCUAAGAGCAUAGUUUCACAUAUCUCUUGAUCAAUAAUUCACUUAUAGCUUAUAGAAAGUAGAAAGACUCUUAUUUCGAAGAUCCAUAUCUAAUCCCACUUCGUUCAUAGCGACCGCACUUCCCAUGCGCGCUCUACUCUUCACUCUUGCUCACCUCUCUUCUUCAACAAGGAUUUGCCGUUCCUAUCUGUUUUUCAAGGUAAAAGAAGGAGCCGGCCUGGGGCUGCUGUGCCCUUCCUAAUGGUUUCAUAGCUUUUGCGCGUAUCGUAGGAUUCGUACGUCUAUAAAACGUAGUCCUCUAUGGCUAUUCCUGAAUCGUGGGAAAAGGUAUGCGUAUACUUAAAUUGAAUUGAUCGUCCGGGUAUAGAAAUGUGUUCAGUCUCCUUUCUCUUUUGGGAGCAGAGCUGAAAAAGAUGGGAAAUUCCAAUCUUUAUGCAUAGACAACUACAUCCUUGGGUAAAAGGUAGACUCAAAGAGCAGCUCACUAACACAACCUCGACGAUUCAAUAGCCACGGUCGGACAUUGACUUUUUACACUCACUUAUCUACAUAUUGGCAAGUAGCAAGUAAUAUAUAUGCUAUGCUUAGUACUCGAAAAUGAGCUUAGCUUAAAAAUGGAAUAGGUGUAAACGUCCAGGAAAAGAUCUCUAGUUAACAAAACCAAUCCUAGACCUAGCAGAUAAGGCGGGUAAGAAGCAUACUACGCACCCUUGAUCCUUUCCCCUCGCUCUGAACCUGUGUCUGCCCUUUACCCUGCAGCCUGGAGGGGAACUUAGACUACUGGCACUUUAGAUGGCCGGGCACUCCUUAUUUGAACUCCAAAAAGCUGGAAAAAAGAGAAAAUCUCGGAUAGCCUAACGAGUUUUUUUGCCCUCGAAAAGGGAGCUACUAUCCCUGCAGGAUUUCCAGAAAACGGAAUGUACCUAGGGAACCCUAUUGAUCAGAUCAGAGACUGAACCUAGUGAUCUUUCUCCUGCUGGCAAGCAUCGAUACCUGUCUCCUAAGGAAUUGAUCUUCUCUUUCAUAUACCAGGAUAGGAUAUAACCUCGAAGGACUGCAAUUGGAAGGAAUUAGCACUCACCAUAAGCAACCGCAGAGAAGGAAAAUGACUGGCCUUAGACGGAGGAAAGAAAGAGGUAAAGAUACUAGCUUUUAAGAAUUACUGAUUUUGGCUUGCCCAAGAGGUCAGAUACUGAUAAAGGUUAUGGAUAGUGAAUAACUACUUAGGAAUAGGCAAAUACUCCGGAUAGAUAGGCAAGAACUAUUCCUUAUCCAUAGUCAAAUACAGCUUACGCAUAGUUUACUACAUCUCCAAAAGAGAACAGAGAUAACUACUUAGACUGGCGCUAUCAACUACUUGAACUCUAUUACAGUCAAAAUGGAAGAAGUAACUACUUAUGAUUAUGACAUACCUCUUUCAGUAGCAUCUACUACUUCAGAUAUUAUACUUUAGGCAAAAGGGAUUUAGGAAACUAAAGGAUAGUUAUUGACAGUAUAAUACUCUAGAAAGGGAAUAUGCGCAGAGAAAAGGGUUUUUCUUUCGCCCAAGGCUUUCCUUAGAUGACUAACUUGACUUUUCUUACUUAGACACUGGUGAAACUUCCUUUCCUAAACCUGCUUUCCUAAGCUUUUUUGAGAAACUCUAACUAGUCUUUUUUUUUCAAGGUAUCUCCAUAAGGUAUCCUAUCUAUUACUACUGGUAUUGUAAGAACUGCUAGGCCCUUUAGAUCUAUAUCUAUCUUACUAUCGAAAAGUGCUUCUACUCCUAAUAAGCAAAUUCGCUAUUUUCGUAUCAUUCCUUCCAUGCUCAAGGGCUAUUGGGCAUUCUCCUAACAGUACUAGGGUAUUUAAUACCAUGAUAGAAGUAUUAGGAUUAAGACUAAAAAGAAUACCAUUCAUACCGAACUAUCAAGAAUAAGGUGGAUUGGCUAAGGAGGCGGAAGUUCCCAGAGAAUAGGUCCCGGUCAAUCCCAAUCCCUCAUUCUGAGAAUAGUGAGAAAAGCAGUUACUUUAUCGUCUAAAUGUCGGAAAAAAGGAUCCUAUCCUCCAGCUGUCCUUCCCUGGAAAAUCGAGUUCUUUUUCGUCGUCUGUAUGAAAUAGAAAAAGUAGUCUGAAGACAAAGGUCGAGGGACAGAAAAUACUCCUCUAGGGAGCUCACCUAUUGAUUUUAGAAACCUAUUUAUUUUAUAAAUAAGUCUUGGUUCAUAGUCAUAGAAAGGAUAAGCCUGGAUUUCAUGCUUCUUACUCACUCUUUCAAUGCUAUGUCUUUAAGAGAUUGAGCUUUCCUAUGUCAAGGACGAGAUCUUGUGCCCUUCAUCGAUUGGAGCGGCAUUUAAUUUAAUGCAUGGACAUGGAACUGUUCUAAUCCCAUCAUACCUUGUGAUACACAUUUCUGGUAGGCGGGUAAAGAUGCCAGGGCGGAACAAAAAGAGUAAAGGAUUGGCAAGCAAGUAUCAAGCAGAAGUGGUCCACUUUUGGCAAUGUUGACUUGGGAUGUUUCUUUCCGCUUUGCGAAAAAGGAGUCAGUCUAUUAUACGAUUGAUAGCAGUAGCAGCCACCAGUAGAAGUGGUUCAUAGGUCAGCCGCUAAGCCUGGAAGUGAGAAGUUCUUUCUAGGCGAACUCUUUAGACUGGCUGGAUAGCGAGCACUGGCAUACGAGUCCGGGCUGCUGCUAGCGAAACAAAGUGCGAGGGAUGCCUAUAAAAUUUAUCCUAAAAGAUCUUAUUUGAGAUAGGUCAGAUUGGACUUAGUGGCCAACGUGCCGGGAUGGUAGAGUCAAUAUGGGAUGUGGAAUUCCAGGAAACGUUCUUAUCCGCGCUCACUGAUAAUGUGAACCUGGCCCUUAGUUUCCUCCAACUGAUUCCAGUUUUUUUGAGCCUUUUGAAGUCAGUCCUUAAUAGCUAAAAAUGCUUUGUGGGUUACCUUGCUUUAUUCGGAUAUGCUUCUUUUCGGACAGGAGGGGCUGAUUGACAUUCAGGCAAUGGCACAUGGAUUCUAUUGAGAAGGGCUGAGAUGCGGCGCCUUGAAUUAGGUCUCUAAUGUAAAGUUAAGUAAAGUAAAAAAAACUCUUCUUUAGACCAGAGGAUGGGUAUGAAUUUAGUUUCUUUAAUCGGUCUAGCCUGGGAAUGGUAAUUGGCAAUUUGCGGAGAUUCUAAAAGGGUAUGGUAUAGGUCCGGGGGUCACUUUAAUAGGGAGGUUGUAGCUGCUUUGGUGAAGGUGGCUCGUCAUGGGUUGAGCCGGUCGAUGUGCCGGGGCGGCUGAUUAUACCCUUGUUGGAAUUGAGGAACAUAACCCGGUGUGGGUUGGGAGGUGAAACACAGUCGAUCUUAUGAUGAUCCAAUCAAUUGAAAAGUGAUACGCUUUCUUGGUUUGGUAAAAGCGUUCUUAAGUUUCCGUUUUUAGACGUACAUCACGAUAUCUUUUUCUUCCUCAUUCUUUCUUCGUUAGGUUCAAGUCUGACGAGAAUAAAGAGAGAAUCCCAUUCUACAUGUCAAUACCGACAACAAUGAAAUUUAUAGUAAGAGGAAAAUCCGUCGACUUUCUAUUCAAAAUCGUGAGGGUUCAAGUCAAGUCCCUCUAUCCCCAAUAAAAAGCCCAUUUUACUUCCUAACUAUACUAUACUAUUGUACCAACCUCUAUUUUUCAUUAAUGGUUCAAACAAGAUUCACUAUCUUUCUUAUUCUACUCUUUCACAAACGGAUCCGAACUUACUUCUUUGGAUCUUAUCCCAUUCAUACAAAUGAACAUAUUAUAGUAUAGUAUAGGCAAGUAAUCCCUAUUAUUAAGUAAGUCAUUAUCAUUAUCCUGACAUUUACUAAGUCCAAUUUUAGAAUACUUUUUUCUUUUUUAGUCCCACAUAGAUACAAGUACGUACUCUACUAGGAUGAUGCACAAGAAAUGGUCAGGAUAGCUCAGUUGGUAGAGCAGAGGACUGAAAAUCCUCGUGUCACCAGUUCAAAUCUGGUUCCUGGCACAGAAAAAAGGAUCUACCGAAUAGGUAUUGAUACAAAUUACUCGAGAUGGAUUGGGAUACAUAUUCUAGAAUAAUAUAGAAGGAGUAUUAUUUUUUAAUCUAAAUCUAAAUCUAAGUAGAUAAAUCUCUAAAUAGAGACACUUCUUUUUCUUUAGGGUCAAAAUCUCGGGUUAUUUUCUUUUAAUAGAGUUGUAUCUCUCUGACCAAUUACAAGGAUAGAGGUGGGGAUACCACAAUCGGGUAGAUACAACUAAACUCAUGGAAAAUCCCAAUAAAUCCAUAAAUAGAACAACUGAAAAGAUACAAAACAUGGCAAACACUCCAUACUCCUCAUGGUCGGAUUAUUCUUCAAGGUCGGACUUACCCAAAACUACAGCAAUAUCAAACAUAUGUUGCAAACUGAUGAAGAGAGCAUUCUUAACAGCUUUGCUAAAAUCAACAUGUAUAAGCAAUCUUUACUUGCUAAGAAGCUGUGCGAUAGAGUUUUCCAUAAUGAAUAUAAAGUAUUACCACAAAUGGAAUACACCAAUGAGACUGCUUUCAGUUACUAUACUAUAUAGAUAGACCUAUAUGGAGUCUCGAAUGUAUAUGAUUUGAUAGAAGAGUUUCAUGAAUUGCCUCAUGUUUUAACAUGCUGCGGUCAAACCCUUAUUUACGACGGUGAGAUAUUAUCUCAAAAAAAUACAAACAUUCGUUUAGUAGCUAAAAAUGCAUGGGAGAGGUUAGGAGAUCUUAGAGACGAUCCAAUAAGAGAUCCUGUUAUUGAUACUAUAUAUGAAGGGGCAGACUAUCCCCAUAAUGAGUUUUUAUCACGAAAACUGAAGUGGGCCGAGGAUUGAAAGGUAUUUUGUUGGAUACAAUACAGUAUUUUCUAGUGCUAUAACGCAAGUUAGAACUUGCACUUUUAACAAAUCAAACAAUAAGUUUGUCUGGGGUAUGUUUAAUAUCCUUGUAUUAAUGGGGAUAGGAGUUGUAGUUUGGUACAGGUAUGUUCAGUGUGAUAACCCUUUUAUUAUCCCCCAAGAAAUAGCUCACCCAUUGGCAAAUUUGAAUGCUUUUAAGAACCCAGAAGCCGUUAUUAAUGGUUACAAGAGGGUGACUUUCUUGAUCAAUAAAGACAUAGUGAAUACUGUUCUUAUCUUAGUACAUUUAUGAAUGAUCCAACCUUUCCUUUACGGAGGUUUUUAACGUUAACCAAGCCGAGAACAUGGAUAAUAAUGUUGCUAUGAAGCGAGUGUCGGCACUGCCAUCAUGGUAGCAAGCUUUAUAGCUACCAAUGCGUUGGUUUUACCAACCCCAUAAGAUGUUUGGUAGAAUACAAUAAUGAUUAUUCAUAUAGGGUUCCAUGCAGAUUCAACAAUGACUGUUUCCCUUAUUCUUUUACAGUAAGAAUUUAGAAGAGGAUUUACAAGCGUAUUCUAAUAAAUUGAGCACACAUUUCGUUGAACGGUUGGUUUCCUGUAUAGUGAGUUCGAGUCUAGGUUACUGUACCUAAGAUGGAUUAUAUAGCCUAAGUCGGGGAACAGCUGAGUAGAUAUUAGCUUUAACCAUAGCAUCCUUGUGCAUCAAAUGGGUAGCAGUUUCAUACUGUGACCCUUUAUAGCUAUAAAUUCGUAGUGGUAGGCCGCGGGCUUUCCUGUUAAUCAACCCCCGAACUAGGUGUGUUAUCGAAAAGUAAUCUCUGUCUGGGUUAGACCCUUUUGGAGUAAGAGAAUGUAUAGUCGAGGAAGACAAAACAGAAGUGGUGAAAGCUGACAAACUAAAACCGUUAAAUAGUUUACUUCUUUUAUUAAGGAAAGACGAUGUCAACUGUUAGCUAUGAAUGUUUAAGGCAAUCAGGUUGAAGGGAUAAAUGUUCAACCUCAGGUAAUACUUUCUGUGGAAAGCAGUUGAGAUUGUGAUAAAGGUUGAGUAGUCAUUGGUUGGAGGGAUUCCAGUCUUUUAAGGAUAAAGAAUUCAGCUAUUUCAUUUCUAGGAGGCAUUUCUAUUUAGAUUUCAAAUAAAACCCUAACCUAAAGGCAGACUAAGACUAAAUACUCCCCUCCCACCAUUAAGUGAGAUAUUUGCCAACCCAUUCUUUAUUAAUCCCCGCCGCCCCCCUUGUCCUGUCCUGGGGGCUCCCCGGCCGGGGAGGCAAAGGGGAUUGCUAUCGUCACCCUUUCUCCCGGAAAAGAGAAAAAGUGACUAACUUUUUUUCUUUUCGGUUGGUUGGUCCAAAGAACGAGAGUCAGCUUCCUUAAGUCCGUUCUUCCUCAGUAGCUCAGUGGUAGAGCGGUCGGCUGUUAACUGACUGGUCGUAGGUUCGAAUCCUACUUGGGGAGAUUUGAUUCAUUCUGAAUUCGAAUUGAUAGUUAUCGCUUUUCUGACCCUGUCCUUCUCCUUUUUCUUUUCUAAAGACGCAGCAGAAUCGUCAAACGGGACAUAAAAAGUGGGAAGUUGAUUGUAGGAUUUCUAUUCCUCACUCUCGUAUAGGUGAACUUGGUUCGUUCAAUGAAAAGGAUCCACUGGGAAUGAAUGGGAAGACUGGGGUAGUAUCUUCAUUAGCCGGAAGGAAUUAGUCUCCACUAGCGUAAUUCGAAGAACGAACAAGAAAAGGCGUCACUGUUUAGGUAGGAGGAUGGAUGGAUGUGGUCCAAUGGCUAAAGCUCUGCCAGCUUCUUGUAGACUGGCAGUCUCCGAGAGGAACCUUAACCCCCCGGGGGGAGGCCGGGUGGGAUGGUAUACUUUUUUUUCGCCACAAGUGGGAACUCAGUCCUUGGUAAGACACAAGGGGGGAAGGAAGAUCUUCACUCAUUCAUUUUCAUUAAGUGCCUGCGGUGAGACGCGACCCACAACAAACGAAGGGGGUGGAGGGAGACCGAAGAAGGAACAAUUGUCUUGAAUGCUACGCUGGGAUCAGCAGCUUCCAGUGAAGACAAAAUGAGUCGGGCAGGAAGAGGAAGAUCGUGCGGGGAAAACGGGGUUCGAACCCGCGACUUCUGGCGUGACAGACCAGCACUCUAACCAACUGAGCUAUUUCCCCCUUUCGUAACUACUGUCGAUUCAACAGUCACCUACCGGUUACCUUUGUAACUAUACCAAAACCAAAGUAGCUGUACAACAGAAUGCCCUUCGCCUUUAGUACUUUUUUUUUCUUUUGACGACAAAGAAAUGGCUCUGCUCGCUUAGACUCGGGGCUCCGCGCUCUAUCAGCUAUCAGUUAGUUGGCGCUACGCGCGACUUCAGUUGACAAAAGCGAACAAGAUAGCGCUAGCGCCCGCGGAGAACUUUCGUUUGUUCGCCUUCUAAAAGGCCUACUGACCUGCCGGUGAAAAGCCGGUUACAAAAUAAAUAAUAAGACGUAGGUAGUGCAAAAGUACCAAAACAACUGAAGCCUACAUCCCACUACGUCUGGGUUCCCCCUUCCUAUGAACCUUGAGUCAGAGGUCUUACCUUGAGUCAAUAGGUAGGGUCAACUAUACCAAACCAAAGUGGAAGGGCCACUAUCUAAGCUAUUAGUGGGCUGGUUUGAACUAUUGAUUUACUGAAUCGAGUGAAGCUGUGUUGCGUAACAAGACUAUAGGUCGCCAAGGCCUAGAAGUACAAGUGGUCGCCCUAACGGCCACUCUCAAACUCACUACUUGAGUGACGAAAGUCACUUAGCUUCUUUAAUAGGGCUUGCCCUCCGGGGCCCCGGGAAGAGGAAGAAGGAGAUAGAGCAAAGGGUCUCCUCUUUCUGUCCGCUCUUCCCGGCAUGUAGAGAUCCGAUUGGGCUUAUAGUUUAAUUGGUUGAAACGUACCGCUCAUAACGGUGAUAUUGUAGGUUCGAGCCCUACUAAGCCCAUCUGACCUGCUUAAUCAAUGACUCCGGUAGUCACCUGAACCACUCUCUCGGAUAGCCCACAGCCUCUCUUCUGGAUGCGAAAGAAGAUUCGAUCAACGUACAAGGUUUGCCUUCUUGUGAUGUGAGAAGGAGGGUUCUUAAUUGUGUUCUCAGUGCAAAAGGAGUCUGGUUCAGUGAGUCUGAAGAGAGAGAAGAUCAGUAGAGCAGUUCGGGGCUUUGGGAUUUGCCUGAUCGACCCCUACCAGUGUAUUAAAUGAAGAUUGACAUUCGUAUGUACAAUUUACCGGUUCUUCCUCCCGAAUUGAGACCCAUUGUUUAUAGGUCUGGGGAUAAAGUAAAGUAUCGUAAAGUUAAGUUAAGUAUCGUAAAGUAGUUGACAAAGCAAGUAGGAAUAGGUCAUGUCACAGAUAGGCAAGUAUAGAAGCAGGAGAAGCUGAUAGACAUUUGUGAAUAGCAAGGCCAAGCUGUAUACAUAUAAGCAUUUUAAGGAGUUGUUUGUUGGCAUAUGGUUUGUUGUCACCACGGGAUGCUUAUUGUUGAGAAACAUAAAAAAGGUAGGCAUAUUGUUCAGUUCACGUUUAGGUCAGUAUAGAAGUAAAGCACGAGAUAGGUGUUUACAAGCUAGCUAGGGUUUCUAAUAGGUAUAAAAGGGUAAGCUAAUAACCAAGUAGUAGGGAUAGGUCAACGCAAGUCACGGGUAGCCAAGAGAGACGUAUUUAAGACUUUUAGUUCCAGGAUAGGCAGUCAUGUCAAGUAAAGUAUAGCUUAGAUAGUUCCUAUAGAAGUAUAGCUAGCCAAGUGACUAGGUUUAGCGGAGAUAGAAAUAGCGGGCGAGAUAUCAGGAGACAGGACUAGGACUUUGAACGAAGCAGGAAUCUUGUCCUUUCUUUCCGCCCACCCAACUAUAAUAAGAGUUAGAAAGCUCAAUCCAAGACAUGAAAGCGGAUAACCAAGGUAGUGUAGUCAUUGGUUGGAGGGAUUCGCCUACUGGUGGGAGGCUGGGAAAACAUAUUCAAUCUCGUAGUGAGGAAUGCAUUUGAAGAGGGAUGAAGGAGAGUUUCUGAUUGAACUCCACCACACUGUUUGAAUUAGAACUGGUUGCGGUUGCAGUUUGGGAAGGAGAGAAACCAUUGCUCCUAGGUUUAGGGCUCAAGAGGGCACAAUUUUCUUUUAUGGUGGUAUUCUUUUCUUUUCCUCUUACCUCCCGCUCCGUGGAUCUGUGCUACAGCUCUACCUAGGAUGACCUUCUAUUAUCAUGUUAUGUCCCUCAGCUCCCCAUGUGGAGUCACAACCUACGUGCUAUAUCUGGAACAUGAAAAGUGGUUUUCUAGAGCAGAUUAGAAUUUCUUCACCGUAUCGUAUGAGGUAGUACUAGCUUUCAUCUCAUCUGAUGUUCGCCUAGUCCUAAGCAGCAACAAAGAUUAGAUAAUCUGUAAUAUUGAAAAUGGAAAGAGAAGGGAUGCAAGGGUAUCCCUUCUCUUUCUUUUUUUCUUCUGCUAAUCCGGCUUGGCUUGGCCCUGCUCUUUACUGAACUUCAACAACAACCUGAUCCCUAUCUGUUAAUCCGAUUCGUGGCCCUGCUGCUUUCGUUGCUAGCACUUCCGUUUUCUUCGAAGGGCUGGCUUUCCUAUGAAUUGGAAUUCCUUGCUUCUUGCUAAACCGUGCCUCCUUUCCGAGUUCCUGCUUUCAAACUAGUACCCACCCAGAUGAAAGGAGAGUACGGCUGAAGGCAGGGCCAGUCAGUGCAUUUUCUUGCUUUUUCACACUAGGAUGCUUUGCUUGACAAGGGCUAUCGUUGCAAGCGUUCCUCUUUCAAUUCAAAGUAUCACGAGCAAAGAACAUUUGUAACUAGUUUUCCUCCGUCCACCAUGGAAUGAAGAUGAUCAAAUCAAGGAUUUGAAAGGGAAGUAGGGUUUACUACUUGCCAACCAGGAAGGUAGGACUUACUCGGAUAGGGAGCUCGGGGAGCAAGCAGUAGAAAAGCAAAAUAGCGAAGACAGGGAAAUGGGGGAAGGGGAAGUUCUUGGUUGAGUGCGGUUGUUCUCCGAUAAUCCGGUUGAGAACUUUUCCAGCGAUGCAGAGGAGAGAUCAUUUACAAAGAAAGCUAUGACUAGGCUAGGAUAUUCUUCAUAAAGAUACUCUGGACAGGAUCAUCGAUUCGCUUCCAUGGUUGAAAGUAGUGGGACUGCCACAUAAUACAAUGAAAAUGAAUUCAUUCUCGGUUGAGCAGGAGAUUCUGAUCCAGAAGAUGCCGCAGAAGACUUUGAAACGGUUACAAAUGGAUUGGCUCACUCCGCUCUAGAUUUGGUUAUGCCAGCCAUAGGCAAAAGUGAGAAACCUCACCCUCGGGAGAAAGGAAUAUGCCUCCUACUAGAAGCGUUGGCCAAGGAAAUACCCCCGUAUGAGCUGCUUUCGGCAAUGGGUGCUGCGGUCAACUAGACCAAAGAGGAAGGGCUACUACCUCCAGCUCCAGUUAUUAGUGGGCUUUUUUCUCUAUGGGAAUACUUAAUCGAAUUCAGCCGUUUUUCCGAAGAAAGAAGACUCCUCUCUAUGGGGCAAGGCAUAGAAGUACAAGUGGGAAAACGAGGAAUGGGGCGUCAAACUGUUGGAAAUAAAUGGGUUAGUUAAGUGCAAAGCUGAUGGGUCUGUCGAUAGAUAGUUGGCUCGCUUAGUAGCAAAGGGAUCCGGGUAGGUAGAUUAGAAUGAGACAUUCGUUGAAAGAAAGGCCUAGUCUGACGCUUCCUAAUUGAAUGAACUGAUCGAACUUCUUUUCUUCACUCCAAAGCAAGGAGAUUAUAUGAUAAUCAGCACCAACGAUUUGAAGGCCAGGAUGAAGUAAUAUCCCUUACGGGAAUCGAACCCGUGUCUUCGACAUGAAAAGACGAUGUCCUAACCACUGGACGAAAGGGACCAAAAAGCAAUUCUUCAUAUACCUAAGAAAAGAGAAGAGAAUAGAAGUGGUUCCUUUUCUUUCUAUACGAAAUUCGACGAUUUCGUUUGUGUUCAUGUUGGCGAUUUCAGAUGUGAAUGAGGCCGGUCGUCUCCCCUUCCUACGGGUUCCCAGUGACACAUCAACCACGCCCCUUCCUUUUCUCCGAUCAUAAAUAACCUGAUCUCUUUCUUUGUCUUUCAUCCCCUUCUUUCUAAUUCAAAAAAGAAAGGGGGGGCGGUAAGGCGCCUAUGGUUUGACAGGCAGGCUCGCAACUUACAAAGGGCACUCGCUGCUCGCAGGCCUGCUCUUUCUAUUAUGAUUUCUAUGUCUAUGAAAGCUCCUUUGACUCCAGCCCCAUAAGCUAUUCUUUCACCAGCACCUACGAGACGACUAUUGCUAUUAUUUUUGCAUUGCCAUUCUUCUGGAUACUUCGAGGGGAUCUGUAAAGAGAAGAAAUGGACAAAAAAAUGAGCUAAAGCCAAGCGAACAACUCGAGUGAAAAAGCCAGGAAAGAAAAGCUCUAACUUGAGUAAAAAAGCCAAUAACCAAGAUAAAAAAAGCUCGGCGAGCGAGUAGGUUAGGGUAAAAGACACUAAGCUAAGAUUAAAGGUAAGUAACUAGUAUCGAUCCACGGGAGCAAGGAACAAGAAAGGUCUUGAGCUGCCAAGAAGAAUGUACCUGGGUCGGGAGCAGGGGUUGGUGGAACAACUGGACAAGCCUAAGUAUCUAGCUUUGCUCACCUUGUUGAAACUAGCCCCGUUGCAAUAGAGAAAUCCUUUCCCGUUGAGAAUGAACAGCUUUACCAUUCCACUGUCUUUGCUGGAACUGCUGUCCUCACUGAACUAACUGCCCGUUUCACUUGUCCCGUAGCUGGCUUGGAAUAAGAAAAGUCUUUUCUUCCUUCCCCGAAAGGAAGAGUUUUGGGCUUAAGGCAUAAUUGCUCUAUUGCGGCUACCCUUGCUAUGUUAUCCGAUGCUGUUCACAAAGCGGCUCUUACUAUAGCUAUAGACCCGGCUAUCUCCGAGUUGAAAUUGAACCCAGCCCCGUCCAUCAAUCCAGAGCUCAAGACAACCGCGAUACUUAAAUCGCUCAAAUAGCCAGCCACCUUAGACGGACACAGCCAUUAGAAGAAGAAACGGAAACUCGAUGGAGUACCAGAGAUCCUCGACAAAGAAAGUCCCGAUUCGAGGAACGGAAUACAUUUCCUUGAUUGAAAAGACCGGUAAGAGAAAAGAAAGUAAGCAUAGUCUUCUGAAAAGACCGGGAACCGUUUGAUUUUCCGUCAACGAAGAACAAAAAGUAACGCUGUGCAAACUCAUCUGAUCCCUGUUUGGGACUUCUUCUUCAUGUCACGAGCCGGAAUCGAACCGUAAAAUGAUCAUUCAUUCAAAGUAGACUUUUGUCAUAGGGCAAAGGAGCUUAGAAGGGUGAUGUAGGGAAGUCGUAAGGGAUGACCUUAGAUGUUGUAUGACGGAACGAUGACUUAAUGCUUCCAUUUUUGCUUGAGAAAUGACGUAGGUGAUAGACUCACUCCUUCUUUCCAUUUUUUGAUUGAGAAAGCGUCUGGCCCAAAGAGGUCUACAGUAGUGCCUUGCGAGGUCGUAGACCCGGUAACCCAUCGUUCGCCUAAGAUCGAAAAUGCGAUGUGACAUCACUCUUCAUUCAGUUCAGUCCAUUUGCUUAACACAUGCAUGUCCAAAGAGAUGGCGAUGAUCUGUCAAAUCGAGAUUGUGUGGGUGUUCAGUGGAUCAAACCCUGUAUUAAUGGUUCUGGCAGGCUGCUGGCGUGGGACUUCUUUCGCUGGGCCCUUUGGACUCUAAAUCCUUCCGGAGUGAGUGGUUCGAUUCCACUCUCAGAACGAUCAAGUCAUUCCGAAAGAAAAUGCAAGUGAAACGAGACGAGAAUCAAAUAAAAUUGUAGGCUUAUUUCCUAAAAGCGGUGGUUCUCGCCUCCCUGUGCCGCGGGGUGGGCGACUGCGGUUCGAGUCUUUUUCGAUCGGGUAGAUCCAUACCAUAUGUUCCGGGGGGGAGACGAGGUGUAGCGCAGUCUGGUCAGCGCAUCUGUUUUGGGUACAGAGGGCCAUAGGUUCGAAUCCUGUCACCUUGAUGUGGUAUUCACAGGGGCCGAAGUGCAAAGCCCCGUAGCCUAUCCGUGGUCGGGAAGGCAGGCGAAAAGCACGCACCAAAAAAAAAGAAAGCUAUAAUUUUCUUUUUUUCUUUUCUUCUUUCGUGUUUGAAACCCAUUAUCAGGCUUUGCUUUUGAUAUUCUAUAUCUAUCUAAUAUUAUAAAGCUAUUUCACUGGUUUGAUUUACAUACCUCAGUCAUGUUAUUUGUCUAGCCUUCAAUCAGAAUAGCCUCUCCACCGGUUCCGAAGAUUCUUUCGGCAUCAAUGUGCUUUUGGAAUCUUCCUAUGAAACAAAUAACAUUCAGGAACUGUUUAGGACAGAACAGGCCGCAGAUCAGUAGAAAGCGAGCUUUUUUCGCGUAUAGCCAAGCCAACCUCGAAGCCCAAUUAGCGCACGGGCCCUCAACUCAACCCUGGCGAGUACGCUAACUUGGUCAGGGAGCAUUUAGACGGUGCAGUUAGUAUUGACCACUACCGCCAAGUCCAUAAUUCCUAAAUUGAUGAAGUACACAUAAUGGAGCUCAAAAGCCGAUUACAAAAUAUACUUUUUUAGCAUCUUGAAACCGCACAUAAUAAAUAUUAUGAAUGAAUCACCUUACAAUAACAUACGAGAGACUGCUUUCGAUUUUUUCGAACAACAAGUCGAACCCAAUGAACAAUUCCAUUCAAAGGAAUGUUCUAGAGGGGGCCCUUUUCCGCUAUAUUCGCGAUAUUGAACAAAAUGGAAGAAAUUCUUCACGAUUUCUAGAGUUCCGGGAUUACUUCACUGAUAUCGAUUUUUUCCUAAGCACGGCCUCUACUCUAGGUUAGUUCAAAGUGUAGUACAACGAACUAUCGAUACACCGAAAACGAGUAAAGAUGGGUACAUAAAAUGAAGACAUCGUGGAUUACCCAAAUUGGGACGACGAUAGGACAUUUCACUUUCUUUCGCAAUAUUUCUGAUCAUGACUCAACCACUAGGAAAGGGGAUUGCUUACUCUCAGCCACGUUUUUCGCUUAUGCUUAGUCAAGUGAGGAUUCCAUUCGAAGUAACGUAACAGGAGCACCAUCUUCAAAACUUCUCGGGAUCCGGAGUUUAUCGAGAAAAGGUCCCAUCCUUCAAUAUCAUGAUUGGGUCAACCAGGCCAGAUCAUAAGUUCAAUAGUUUGAUCGGGUCGACCAGGUCAGGCCCGAUCAUGAGUGAAUAGAAAAUCGAAAACGUACAUAGCUGUUCCAGCGGAAAUACUUUGUUUAAUUCUACCACUUCUACUAGGAGUAGCCUUUUUAGUGCUAGCUGAACGUAAAGUAAUGGCUUUUGUGCAACGUCGAAAGGGUCCUGAUGUAGUGGGAUCGUUCGGAUUGUUACAACCUCUAGCAGAUGGUUUUAAAUUGAUUCUAAAAGAACCUAUUUCACCAAGUAGUGCUAAUUUCUCCCUUUUUAGAAUGGCUCCAGUGGCUACAUUUAUGUUAAGUCUGGUCGCUUGGGCCGUUGUACCUUUUGAUUAUGGUAUGGUAUUGUCAGAUCCGAACAUAGGGCUACUUUAUUUGUUUGCCAUAUCUUCGCUAGGUGUUUAUGGAAUAAUUAUAGCAGGUUGGUCUAGUAAGACGGGGGGCGGCCGUUCGGUCGCCUAUGAUAUACGGACCAAUUGGUCAAAAAUGGGUUUGUGCCGCAGGUGUUGAACGAUCUACUCUACACAGGUGUGGGCUUACAGGGCUAGGGCUCAUAAACCCUUUCUUUCAUUGGGUCGGUCACUUUUCCGGGCCGGGAUCGAGAAGUGGAAGUCAUAAAAAUGAUCUUCGCACCCGAAAGGUAGCUUGUCAAGCUGGUCUCACUAUUGGAAUGGAAAUUCUAGCUUUCUUUUUGGCUCUUCUUCUUUGUCAACGCUACUAAGGACCUGACGGUUCGCCUACUUGAUGAAUGAAAGAACAUGAGAAAGGGUUCUAAAAGAAAAGGCGACGAAAGUAUACUACACUACACUACAGUACAGUCAAAGUCAGCGGCUGAGUGCCUCGCCUACUAUUUUUUGUAGGCGAGCGAGUUAGAGAAGAGGCUUAGGGAUAAGAGAGUGUCGGUGCGUACGUAGCCUUCAUUCUACUACGCUACACAAAGUCACUUAGCUCGACGUUAAUUAAGAGAGUAAAGGAGGAAUACCCUACAUAGAAGAACCGCUGUUCGCUUACAAAGGUAUAACCUUUCGCUCCCCGGGGCAAAGCUGCUUCGCACCACUGAUAGACGACUACUUAAUUAAGAUUCCAUUUCAAAGGCGCUACUUUGUUUCGCAAGCCUUUGUCAUUGUCAGUCAACUAAGGUUGGCCCUCGGCCCCCUGCGAAUCCGUAAAUCAGAGAGCAUGCCGCAAAAAAAAGGAUGGUCCCCUAUGCAUUGAAUUCUUUCCGGAACGAAAAGAAUUCAAGUACCUGACCCCCCAUCAUGGUGAACCUCUCCUUGUGAUCGGGAUGAGGUAGAUGCCUCCCAGCCGGGGGGCGGAUCGAAUCGGAGUUUCCUUAGGUAGCCACCGACCUACAGUUCUCCUUAAACUUCUGUGCUUGGUGGAAAAGAAGCGAACAAAGGUACGCUCGCUUGCUGUCUUGUUCUCUGCCGCGGACUGGGAUCGCUCGCCAGCUAGGCCCUCUAGAAAAAAGUUGGAGCAACAUUGUAUGAGAACAUAUUACCCAUCUUCGGGGACAAGGGGCGGAACGACCUCUCGAUCUACUUACUGCAGCCCAGGACGGGCGUCGUCGUCUAGGCGUGACUUCUUGUUUUUGAUCUCCCCUACGCCUAGGACGUUGUCUGGGCCAAGAGCCAUAGUUAGUUGCUGUUUCCAUUUGGUUCUUCUUUCUCGUUGUUGAUACCGGCAAGACCCAGCCAGAUGAUGAUGUCUGCUGGUUGGUAGUGAGAGGACUCUUAGUACCCGCAAAAAAAAGGGCGCUGGUCAUGUGAUUUAGUUUCUUGCUCUCCCUUAGCAGCGGGAAAGGAGUCUAUCUAUCUGCCUAGCUUUGGUAGAUUUCCCCCAACGCAAUUCAAAAACGGAAAUUCCACGAAUCCCUGAGGUGGAUAAGCCCGACGACUCAGCAGCAGUGCGGAAUUGAGUUUCUGGUCCGGUGGAUCUGAUCUAUUCUAUUCUGGGGCAAUACAUACCAAAAGGUUCGAAAGAAGGAAGGCGCAGUAUAUAACCAACCCGCCCAUAGCCGGUCUAACUGCUGAGAGAGAAAAGUGCUUUUCUUUCCCUAAGAGUCCUCGAGUACACACAGCUAUUGCUGAUCCUUUGCGAGAUCAGGAUGAGACCCUUCAGAAUUUCUAAUCAAUCCAUGUUAGGUCAACAUCGAGACAGAGCAUCUCAGUUGGCUCUGUCAAGGAAGUGAAACAGGCAUUCCUAGGUUGAGGUUACCAUAGGAUUGACCCUCAGUCAGGCCUCCGAUUCCAAGGAGUUGAUUCAGCAAGUUCCCCGUGCUACCCCGCGGGAAGUCUAAUCGGAUCAAUCGGUGGUUCCGUAAUGAGUAGUCGAAUACACAUUGAGGGGGCCUUGCCUCCUCCUUCCCGCCCACACCUUCAUUCUUUUCCUCCUCUGAUCUUAGAAAGCCAAGAGACUUGAAUUUAAGGCUUCAACAGUUAUAAUUAUACGAAUUCUACAUACUAAUUCGAAUUAGCCAAUAAAUUAGCUAUCAUCUUUUCAAUAUAAAUUAUUGCAAUAUCAAUGAAUUGCAAAAAUGCAAUAUUCAAUAAGUAAAAAACAAUACUCUGAAAUAACCUACUAAAAAAAAGGAUAUUAUUAAACACUAAUAAGAAAAUAAGAUUUGAUUUCUAUUCAUCUUAAUGUUUCUUAUUAUUAUAUAUGCCCCUUUGUUUAGGGGAUUCUAUGUCUAAUUAUUCCAAAAAUUGGAUUGAUUGAUACGAGUUGAUUUCCUGUUACGAUGGAUGGAAGAAAGAAUGGAUAGUCCAAUAGCUGCUUCAGCAGCCGCAAGGGCUAUAACAAAAAUGGCGAAAAUGUAGUUGUGGAAGUAGUCUUGCCCACUUUGCCUUACGCUCAUAGAGAUCUAUAAGUAUCCCUCUUGUCUAAGUAGGUAAGUACGCUCUGCCCAGUACUUUGGCAUUAAAGCCUGAGUCCUUUGACCUUCUUUCUUGAAUGUUCUGGAAUCCCAAAGUUAGAAUUGAAUGCAAAGAAAGAAAGUGAAUUCCAAGUGAAUCACGAAAGAAGCAAAGCCGUAACUCGCUUCCGCCGGCAAGUAGGCAUGAAAAGUAAACAAUGGUGACCCCUCUUGCAUCUCCUCCUUCAAAACCCUAUCCUCGAUCAAUGGUAUUGGAAUUUGAGCCCAGACAAAGCUUUUCUCCUCAGGAAUUUCAUUAAUGAAUUUUAUUAUCUUGAUAGACCGAUGAGCUAUAAUGUCUCUGGGUAGGGGGGCCCGCCUGGAUCUAUGAUCGUCAAUAUUGGGGUGCUAUCAUAAGGUGGUUAGAUCUCAACCAAGUAAAGGGCGCCCCUGAGGACGUAGACUUAAACUAGGGGGCUGAGAUUGUCUGCUGAGAAGCUCUGGAAUGAUAGAGAAGGCAAAGGAUGCUAGUACUGGACGAGUAGUAAGAAAAAAGAGUUCCUGCUGUCCAACUACCCGAUUCGUUAAAGUAGCACUGGUAAAUGCGUAGAUAGCUGUCCAACUAGUCUAUUCGAGAAAGUAAAUAGCAACGGAGACAUACUACUAGCACAGGUCGCGGGAAGGAAACCCGGGGGAGGAGGAUGAGAUAGCUUGGUGGGUUUGUUUGUAACAACUAGCAAUACUCGUUCGGUUUCAAAAGUAGAGCUAUAAGACCGGGUAAGCAAUAGGAAAGAAAUGUAGUUGUAGUAUAGUACUGUACAACACAACUAGCACAGGAAAACUAUUCGAAUCGCUUGUAACAGCAAGCCCGGAGCUAGCCUAAAAGAAUUCCAUAUCUGAGCGUUCUAGUCAUUCCUGCGAAACUAGAAGCUACUACUCGUUCCAAGGGUGGAGGAGAAGUAUCCGUCUUGUUCUUACGCCGACGAUGUCUGGUUUAUAUUUCAUAAUAGAAGAGGUGGAUUGGAUAGUUUAUAUCAUGGAGAAAUGUGCCUAUCUCUCGAUCAAAUAGUAAUCGGAUUGUAAGAAAGAAGUUAUGGUAGUUUUGACUUAGGGGCCUACUGCCUAUUAAGAACCUGGAGUGAACCUUAUUUAUUUUUGGGGAGAAAUGACUCUUGUGAAUUGUAGAAGCAAUAGCAUGUACAAAGCUAGGUUGAUCUACAAAGAUAAAGAAGAAAUAGACCUACCUUUCCAACUAUCUUUUGAAAACACUAAGCAGGGAUCAAAGCACUAUUAAUAGGUCCUCCUGAAGUAAUCCUUAACAGUUGUGAAAUAAUGGCUUUUCUAACCAACAGGUCUAUUGUUUCAGCCAGUAAUCCAACCAACAACUGAAGUUUUUCCCAUCCCAAGUCUAAAGAUAGAGAUGAACCCUCUGCUGUUCAAGAUUGGCUUAGUGUUAAAUCAUCCACUGCUCUCUUUCCUCUUGUUUUUGGUGAAUUAUCAGUGUGCAGAUGAAUUCAAUCCACUGCUAUUGAAGAAGCUUUUGGAGGCAUAUCCUCUCUUGUCUUGUCGGACUAAGAGCUCUUGUCUCUUUCUUUUCCCACGGUAACUAGAGAUUGAAUAAUAGAAGCCAGAUUCAAUAUCAUAAGAAAAUAGAGAUUGUAGCGUAGAGUCAGGCUAUCCCAUGUUAGCAAUAACAGCUUUGGGAUCUUUCCUGUUAAUGAUGAAUAGCUUGCCUCAACAGAUAAUCAGAAUUCUUUCUAUUCGCGGUAUAACAACCGGAAAACGAAUCGAUCUAGAUGCCCCACUCUUGCCUUGAAGGAAUUGAAUCAUCAACUGACUUACUUGAGGAAUAAAUCAGCUGCUUUCGAUUCUUGUCUAUCGGAUUCUAUUGAGAAGAAGGGACAACCAUCCAUCCUCCCCGAUAACGAUAAGUGGUUGUCUACUUCCUUGAAGCCCUACUUCCCUAGAGAAUUUAUUUAAGCAAGUAUUGGCGUAGGAGGUGCGAAACCACGGCAAUGCAAUGACAGAUAGGGUUUUUGGAAAGCGGGUAAGGAGGCAGGUAAGUAUUAGUCGGUGGAUAGCUGUUUUGGAAGAACACUCGGAUUAGGGGGAACCCCAAGCGCGAGCGAGGAAGUAAGAAAGUAAGAAGCUAGCAAGGGUUGUCAAACCAGCUAAGGAUGUAGCUGUCAUCAACCAGAAGCAAGUAAAGACGGGAAGCCCUCUACUCUAGUAUUUCGCUUAGGAGGGGAUGCCACCUCGGAGAGCAAGCCUGGUCUUGCAAAUGAAUUGAAAUGAAGUAGUUGUUUAUUUAAAAGCAAGGAAAGAUAGCAGUUAAGGAAUAUCGGAUCGGGUUGCUCGGGGAACAGGAUCUUAAUGAUCAAAGAAGUGAUUCAAGAAAAGUGCCGGUAAUGUAAUGGUACUCCGCGCCAUGGCUCUGGUACUUAGGAAUGAUUGGGUUGUCCCUUCACUCAGAAGAUAGGGUUGUUUCUUGCUUUGGUUGAAUCAACCCUUCACUCGGGCUAGACUCCUUCCUAUUGAUUCCCUUCUUCUAUAGACAGACCCCCGGCUAGGGCAGCAGCGUUUUAAAGAAAUACGAACAGUUUGGUUUUCAGUGAGCCCGCUUCUUAUUCUUAGUGAUAGGUUUCUAAAGUAUCUAUCGCUAUGUGCCCCUCCCCGGAAAAAAACAAAUAGGCUCGGGCAAUUAUCAGCUUAGGGACAGCAAGCGGAUAGUAGAUCUGGCUCCAUCCCUUGAAUCCGCUGUAACUGAUAGAAUCUUGUACGAGAGACCCGCAAAUAAAUAGGGAAAACCCGCUUAAAACGCUUUUUAAGUAGAAGCUGAGCCAUUACCUGCUAGCAUAUCUCCCCACCAGGACUCCCCCCAAAGCAAAGCUAAACCCGUUCUUUAAUUCAAUACCUAGAGACCCGAAAGCUCCAGUCCAAGUUGAGGCGCAGUAGGAGGGAUUUCUGUCACCAUUAUUUAUGGACCACGUAAACAUACUUUUUUAGUUUAGAUUCUUAUGCUGGACCUGCAGCCCUAGCCUGGGACACCACUGUGCGACAUAAAGAUCGGAUCAAGUUAUGAUUUUCUCAUUAAGAAAGAGUACCCGAGAAGAAUAGAUAUGAUCCGGAAACACUCUUAUUCGACGAGGCGUAGAGCGUUUUACUUUCUUCUUUACAAUUUCCUUAAUGCGCAUGAAUGAGAGAUUACAGCACUUAGUAUGAGCAUAUCGGCCUAGCUUCUUAGCCAUAAGAAUAGUUCUACCUACCAAGUCAACCCUACUCUUGCCCACAAGAAAUUAUUAUUAGAUACUCAAUUCUUCAUUGACUAGCCCCCCCAAGCAAUUACCUAUGCCCUCCCUAGCUUAUCCAUAAGAUAAGAAGAGACAUAUCUGAAUAGAUAGUAUUAGACCACUUCUCACAAGCCCAGUCAUACAUAAAGGAGGAUUUCUUAUAGGCAAAAAGAAAACACAUCUAUAUCGGCGUCAAGAGUUACCCAAGUCCGAAGUAAUGCGUCUUUCUAUCUAGUCCAACAUGCUUACCCAAGACCCAACUUCUUCACUACUUGACCUACUUUCUAUAACUCCCAGACUCUGCUUAUUAUGCCCGAAGGAGCGUAUUUAGACUGAAUAAGUAAAUAAGGCGCGGAGCGAUAGAACAUCUCUCAGUUCACUAAGGAUGAAAUACUCUUGCUAGCUUUCGAUGAAUGCCUCCAGUUUUGGAGUAGAUAUAGGCAAAAUUUAGCAAGUAACAUGGUUGCUGUCACAAUUCCUUAAUCUUCUCGGCUGGAAUCUACAAUGGGCUACGUACGCCCUUGUUUUUGAAUCACGGAAAUGCAGAGGUUUUAAUUAGUGCUUACCUGCAGUCCACCCUUUCUUUGAACCUUGUAAAUGAUCGAAUUUACAGAUAUGAACUGAGUGCCAUUUGAUGAGUAAGAUCGAACAAGGGAGAGGGAUAU
Messenger RNA from Zea mays, 47111 nucleotides. Its product is annotated as ribosomal protein S3, mitochondrial. Gene Ontology annotation, molecular function: structural constituent of ribosome; RNA binding. NCBI's taxonomy places the organism in Eukaryota, Viridiplantae, Streptophyta, Magnoliopsida, Poales, Poaceae. The coding region runs from base 16 to 1740 and encodes 574 amino acids. The record is from RefSeq and is a predicted model, not a curated record. The transcript has a single exon. Gene Ontology annotation, biological process: translation.